Podarcis lilfordi (Lilford's wall lizard) is the source of this 63611-nucleotide messenger RNA. Lineage: Eukaryota; Metazoa; Chordata; Lepidosauria; Squamata; Lacertidae. The record is from the annotation of a GenBank genome assembly.
AUGGCUGUUCUCCCCCUGCGUUCGCCCAGCCUGACAAAAGCAACCAAACUACAGCUGGAUGCUCCUGUCUUGAAUCCACCUUGGGCCCCUGUAGCAACUGCAAACAGAAGUAAGUCGGGGAUCUCCAAUAUAGACGGGAACCCGCGGGAACUCCAAGCCCCCAGUAGAAAGAAAGAAUGGAUCCUGGUAAUAAGCCCGGAAAAGAUGGUAUUCACGAACUAUCCAAAACCACUGGGUCCUCGCACAGGGACAGACCGCGUGAGGCACCUGCUGACUAUUAUAAACAACAUUCUACCUGGGGCAGUUAAAGCAACCGACAUAGACAGUAUAGACUACCUAUAUCAAGAUGGACACCCAGUCCGUGCCCUGAUCACUUUCACAGAUCAUAAUCUGGUCAACUUCAUCUUUAGAACAAGAAAUCUAUUUUUAAAGAAAGGAAUAGAUUUAUUAAGAAUCUUUGAAAACAGAGCCCUGCUAACCUCCCUACUGGCGGCCAAGGGGGAAGGGAGACCAGGAACAGAGGAACAAAACAAUAGAGUGCACAUGCAACAAAACCAGCAAAACCAGAGCCUAGUGCACCAGCAGGAAAACAUAGCCCCUAUUGAGACUCAACUUCAUUUGAACGACAGAGAGGACUCUUUCUACAUAGAAGAACAUGCCCUAAUAAAUCGGUUCUGGUCACUGCAGAUGCCAGCCCAAAAGGAAAUCUUGGUUAGACUGGACACCCUGAGAAGCAGAUUGACCAAAAAGGAGGCCCAUGUUGAGACUACGGAAGGCUCACACACACGGCCUAUAUCCCCCAAGUGCCUAGUGGACAAGAGGACGGUGGGAGGCGCCUUUAAAUGUGUAGAUUCGGAAGACCAAUUGCAGCCCCCACUGGUGUAUGGUAAGGCAAAACUAAAACAGAUUGUCACAUCUCCGAGUACCUGGUUUAACUAUCUAAAACUCUCCCCAAAUUAAAUAGCUACUCCCCCAAGUCCAAACCAGCCCCUUAAGUCCCCAAGAGCUAUGGAUAAUCACUCUCUUAUGCAGCAGAUGCCUAUUGACAAACUUAAUGGGAGUGUUUUUUUAGAUGUAAAGGGGUCACUGGACACCGUGGACCCAACAAAUCUACACCAUGGAGGGACAGAGAAUUAAAGCUGCUGUCCUGGAACAUUGCAGGAUGGCGCGCUAAGAAAAACAAUCAACAACUUGCAAUGUUUCUUAAGCGAUUCGAUAUCAUCCUCCUGCAGGAGACCUGGCACAGCGACCCCAUUCUGUUCAAUGGGUAUUCUUGUCACUCCCUAUUUGCUACUCCAUCUGUGAGGGGAGGUAGGCCUAGUGGAGGUUUAGCUAGCCUUAUCUCCACAGAGCUUGAACAUUCCUUAAAAGCCCUCCCAAACUGCAAUUCACUAGCCACGGCAGUCCUACUCAAAUUUAAGAGAGAUGCACUGGUAGUGGUCAAUGUCUAUCUGCCCCCCUGCCAAAAAAAAAUCUAUAGUGAAAGCUAACUGGGCAGAGUUAGAGGCAUUCCUAGAGUCCAUAGAAUCUUCCCAUCCUUCUACAACGAUUAUAAUCGGGGGGGAUUUCAACGCCCGUAUGGGAAUUGAUGAUAACAAUCUUUACAGCUAAUAUAAUCAGAUUCAGGACCCUGAAAGUCCAACCGAAGCAGGCGUUUCACGACUUUCUAAAGAUAAUAAAUGCAACUACUCAGGACUAUGUCUAGCCCAGGUCGCAAAAAGAAGGGAGCUGAUGAUAUUAAAUGGUAGUAAGGAGGAGGAUCGCCCAGGGGAGUAUACCCAUUUUUCAAAGAUGGGAGGAAGUGUGAUAGACUAUAUUCUGAUAUCAAGAUUCGCCUAUAACUCUGUGUCGAAGUUUCAAGUGGGACAUAACACUGAAAGCGACCACCUCCCACUAAUUUUAGCGCUCAAUGGUCCAUCGUUUAACAAACCCACGGCUGACCUUUACUACACCCCCAUCGUUAAUCUGGGAUCACUGGCCCCCAGAAGAAUUAAAUGGACCCCCAUGCUCAAUACAGAGCUAACUCAUCUCCUCCAUUCGGAAGACGUGAAGACCAUCUACUCAGCCAUUGUAUCAGCUAAUACCGAGGAAAAGGCCAUGGACUCGUUCAAUGAGUUAUUAGCAAGACUAAAGACCUUCCUAACACCUGAGAUACUUAAUUCUGUUACAAAGCGGGCAAAGGAUCAAGAGAGAUGGUUUGAUUUGGAGUGUAGACAAGCAAGGAAACGUCUGAGAUCAACCUAUCAGAAUUACAGAAAUACCGGAGCACCCUCGCUAUUUAUGGCUUACAUCUAUUUAAGACGAAACUACAAUCAGCUAUUAAAGGUAAAAAAACAAAAAGCUGAGAGACUGGCCUGGUGUAAUUUAGUGAAGGCCUCGAAUGAGAAAGACUCAACCUCCUUCUGGUGUACCAUUAUGGGCCUCCUGGGCCAGGAGUGGAUUGGUCCCACAUGUACUGUAGAACCCCAGGAGUGGAUGAAAUAUUUUCAAACCCUCUUCUAUGACGACAAAGCCCAGCACAAUGAUCCAAGUGCCUACUCCGAGAAUUUACCAUAUUGGUCCCCUGUUUCCAUAGAGGAGGUGGGGAAACUAAUUGCCCAACUGAAAAACAACAAAGCCCCGGGCAUAGACCACAUUCCAGCAGAGCUCAUGAAGAACAAUAUCAGUUGGUGGGCUCCUUUAAUGGCGUCAAUAUUUACAUACAUCGAUUCAACAGGCAUAAUCCCUGGUUGCUGGACAGAGGCAGUAAUCAUCCCAAUCUAUAAAAAGGGUCCUAUGGCAGAUCCAGCGAGCUAUAGACCCAUUAGCCUCCUUACUAUCCCCAGCAAAUUGUAUGCCAAACACCUCCACUUCAAACUAAUUGACUGGAUGGAAACUGAGGCAGUUCUGGCAGAGGAGCAAGCCAGCUUCAGACAGGGUAGAACAACAAUAGACCACUGCUUCGUAUUAGCACACCUCAUUGACAAAUACGUCAAUAAAACACGUGGGAUUCUAUACGGAGCAUUUAUUGACCUGAAGGCGGCCUUUGACAUGAUCUCACGAGUCAAACUUUGGGCUAAACUCAAUGCUACCAACAUUGACAAAAGAUUACUAUUCUUGAUAAAAAGCCUAUAUAAAGACUCCAAGUUAUAUGUAAGAACCUCAGUAAAUGGGCAACUAAUUGGCCCUGUACCAGUCACCAAAGGAGUCAAGCAGGGCUGCAUUUUAGCCCCGGCCUUAUUCAACUUAUAUAUAAAUGACAUGGUCAAAUGCCUAACAUCCCCAGAGUUUCAUGCCCCCAAACUGGCUGAAAAAUCAAUUUCAGCGCUCCUCUAUGCAGACAACGCGGUUCUCUUAUCACGAACUAAAGUAGGCCUCAAAAGGGUACUAAGAGAAUUUUCAGCCUACUGCAGGAGAGAUCAACUGGUGGUUAAUCACCAAAAAACCAAAGUCAUGGUCUUCGCUAGGAGACACAGACGGGAGAUGGACAAUCAGCCAAUAGAACAGGUCAAAAUUUUCAAAUACCUCGGAGUAGUUUUCCAGUCAACAGGGGCCUGGGAGGCCCAUCAUAAAUAUGCUAGGGAAAAAGCAUCUCAAAGCGCCAAAAUACUGUCUCGCUUUUACUUUACGAAGGGGGGCAGACAUAUUCCAGCAGCUCUGGAGGUCUUUCAAGCAAAACCCUUGGCGCAAUUACUCUACGGGGCCCAAAUCUGGACGGGAAAUCAUUGCCGCACACUUGAAACGGUCCAGUCUAAAUUCUUAAGACAGAUUCUAGCCGUUCCACCAUGCGCAGCAAAUGCGGCCCUACGGCUGAAGACUGGCCUCCUCUCCAUCGAAACCCAAACCUGGUUAAGAACAUUCAACUAUUGGCUUCGCUUAAAUUUAAACCCAUGCGGACUACUACCUCUAGUAGCACGAGAUGCUCAUAGAAGUAGGUGGUCCAAAGUAGUGCAUCAAAAACUACUUACAUGUGGCCUCCAAGCACAGCAUCUCCUGAAAAUGGGUCUCCCCAAGGCAAAAACCAUUAUUGACCAGCGCAUGAAGGAUAUUGAGCAGCAGAAUAAUCUGGCCUAUAUUAAGAAAUUUAGUGCUUGGUACGCUUAUCUGCCCCCCUCCCACUUUGAUUCUCGGGCACCUUAUUUGUCUACCUUAACCAUUCCAAAACUCAGGUGGGCCUUUACACUGGCCAGACUAAAUAUGUUACCCUCAGCUGUUCUUGAAGGUAGAUAUCAAAAAAUUUCAUUUGAGAACCGGCUCUGCCCCUGUGGAGCUGGAUACGUGGAGACUGUGUCACACGUUCUCUUGUCUUGCUCCCUAUAUAAAGAUCUCAGGGACGAGACCAUCACGCCGCUCCUAUCUGCCAUCCCGGGUCGCUCUUGUGAAGCCAAAUUGUUCUCACUCCUAGCCGACCAGAACAGUUCGACAACAGAGAAGGUUGCCAAAUUUAUCGAGAGAGCAAUGAGACUGAGAGCUGCUAUCUGAAUGACAUCAGUGUCGUCACCCGGAUUCCUCGCCUAGGAUCUUAUUAUUAUUAUCAUUAUGUUUUAUUAUUAUUAUUUUAUUACCUCUGCCAAGUUUUAAGUACUGAGAUUAUUAAUUUAUCUGCAUCUGGUUAUUAUUAUCUUUCUCCCUGUCCUGACCAUCCCUCCGAGGUUAUAAUAAAAUCUAUUGAUUGAUUGAUACCUCAGCUACUCUCCUGAGUUCCAGAUUUCCCUCAAAAUAUCUGGAUGAACUGCUAAGUCAAUUUGUAGUUUUCUGCUCCUUCCUUGCUUCCUCAACUGGCAAGAAGGAGGGACUGCUCAAGCUGCUUUCACCAACUGGCAGCUCAUGCACAAAUUAAUAUCACUCUGUUGAUGGUUUAGUUCUAUAUUAUUUAUUACAUCUGUAUCCCACCCACACCACCGAGCUCUUUGGGUGGUUUUACCAUCACAGCUUCUUAUGAUUACACCUAUUUUCCCAGUUUGAAACUUUUAGAGAGAGGACAUGACAGACUUGCUCUGUAAAUAGUUUUUUGUUUUCUUGGGAAAUUGGAAGAAAGCAGUCUAAUAUCAGGGAAGCAGGAUGUGACCUUGAGUUUUCACCUGGUGCUGUUGAGGGGAAACAUGGAGAAUAGCCAGUGUGCUGUUAGAAACUUGCCAGGCUUGAAAGUAAGCAAAGUGGUGGUUAAAAGCUCACAACACAGGCUUAGCCCAUAAAUCCUCUGUUGGGUUUCCCUGCUCUUUUUCUAUUCUGUAGAAUAGCCUCUAGAGGUCAGUGCACUAUCAAGUGACCUACUGCAGACAACUGAAAUAAAAUGCCUGUUACUGUUGAAAUGUUUGAAAUUUUGCAGACAAAUAAUCUCAUAAUUCAGUAGAACUUUUACUGUGAUACUGAAUAAAUAAUACUGAAGAAAAGCAGUUUCUUUCUGUUGCUGGUAAUGCUUGUAGACUGUGCUGCAUUUAUAGCAACAUAAUACCAAGGAGGGAAAUUAACAACUUAAUGUGCUGUAGAGGGAAAUGAGGGGCAGGUGGGCCUCAUCAACCUGGGAAGAUAGCCCAUCUAGGAAAAUCUAGCCACUGCCCUGUGGCUAUACUUAUCUGUGAGAGAGGCUUCAGGAGUAAACCCUGAGGAAUAACCUCUCUUUGCUGCCUUGCAGAACAUCUUCUGGAGAAGAAAAGGCCAUUGACUAAACCCUGCACAAAUCCAGAGUGGAGUCCCUAAGGUGGCAAACUGCCCAGUCUUGGGCCCCAUGAGAGAUCAUCCAGUGCUGCUAAUGCAGCAAAAACAACAUGGGAAGCAACAGUUACAAGUUAUAAGCUCAACCUGAUAGGCAUACGGUAGAUUUUGAUGAUGGGAGAGAUCAUUGUGCCUCACUGGUCAGCUACCCCAGUCAAUAAGGUGCUGACCUGCCACUGUCUUCCUGCUUCAGUGGGUUCUGGGAGCUCAAAGAAGCACUUGACAAGUGGACCGGUCUACUGCACUAGGCAGCAAAGAAAAGAAAAGAGAUUGACUUUACUGCUGAUAGCACACUCUUCCAUUGUCUCUUGAGACAGGCGCGUGCCAGCAACCACCUACUGCCAUGUAGAGAGCAGUAGGACUCUCCCUUUAUAUUCCUACAUCUACACUAGAUAAGUGGUGUGAGAUUAUUUUCUUUGGAAUCCACCCAAAGGAAUCCAGCCAGACCAGAACAUCGAUGGUUAAAACGCAAACUUGUUCUUAAUUAAGAAACUUCCAGAACAAGGAGUCAUUAUAUAGUGAGUUGCUCUGGUGUUCCGACAUAACAUACUUGACUGCCCUACUUGUGAGAAAUUGCAGUCAAACGUAACUAUGAAUAUGUGCUUGAAUAUGUGAAUGAAGGGGUUAAGACCAGAGAGGUCUAUUCCUAGACUCAGUUAGGUCACACCCCCUUACCUUCAUGAGGGAAGAAGUGAAGCUACUUCUCUUCCUCUCACACUCUCUCCACACCAUGUAACUGACCAGGACAGAUAUGCCUGAACUUGCUCCAAUGUUUGAACCGCAAGUUUGAAACUAUGCUCUGCAGUUUACACCCAAGAGUAUUCUACCUGUGUUCUCCUUGCUGAUGCAUGGAACAAUGCAUGAACCAGACCUUUGGAUUUAGUAAAUGAAGCAUUUUAAACUGUACAGUUUGUGAUCUGUUCAUUGCAAGAGGGGUAGAGAGCGCUGUAAGAAAUUAAUCAUGAUAUGAAAAGGGUCUAAUAGCCAGUAUUCCAUGCUAAACUGCUGCUUAAUUUUGAGUGUGCUUUUAACUCUGCUUGGGGCUCUGUCCCACUGGAGAGUGUGCAAAGCCCCACGCUUUGAAUCUAGGCACCCAGAUGAUUCUUUUGUUAAUUACCCACACGUGGGUAAGAUCUAUUUUCCCUCCACACUUCUCAUAUUCAUAACAGCUAUCUUAACUCUCACAGAUGCUUUCAUUAUCCCUCUUGCCUCAUAUCCCCUCAGCCUCUCUGUCUCCCACAGCCCCACUCUCCCCACUAUGGCUGUCGUUUCCCAACCAACACUUAGUCAUUCCUUCUAACUGUAUCCAAUAUUCCACCCCACUCACCCACUGCCAAUUGCACUUCUGCUAGCUCUUCUGUCACACAUACAUGCAGGUUGUCUAAUGUGAAGUGCUGGUAUGAGAAGGGAAAAUACAGGUGUAUACAAGGAUAAUUCCCUGGAUACAGAAGAGGAGAUGUGGCUGCCUGGAAGGCUUUCUUAGUGAUAAUGCCACAGUUCUGAAAUACCCUCAUCACUGAAGGCGGAACCAACUUUGACUAUUUUUCAGGAUCAACUGAAGACUCUCCCCUUCUGUUAGAUCUUCUGAAAGGAUCAUUAUUUGCCAGAGAGUUAAUUGGUUGGGAAUGGUUGCAUUUUGAAGUAAAUUAUAUUGUCCCUUUUAUUGUUUAUUCAGUAUAUUGUCGUGACCUAGUCUGAGCUUACAUGUGAUGAGGGGUGGAAUAUUAAUUUUAUAAACAAAUAAUAAACAGGCAACUCAACCAUGGAAAAUGGUGGACUGGUCCAUUGCAGAAUCAAGGAAUAAUAGAAUAUAGAGUUGGAAAGGACUCUGAGGGUUGCCUAGUUCAACCUCUCGCAAUGUAGGAAUCCUGUCCACAGCCGUCCUUCGGUGGCCUCAAACCACCAAACUUCCGGUUAACAGCCAGACACACUGACCCAUUAUCACACACAAAAGCCCUAACUAUAACAAUGUUAUCAACACAUGUCAAUCAUCUUUUUCUUUUUGAGCUAAAAAGUAUCUGAGACUUUGACAUGCAUAUAGGCAUUUUAGUAUUUAAGGUAAAAGGUAAAGGUAAAGGACCCCUGGAUGGUUAAGUCCAGUCAAAGGUGACUAUGGGGUUGCGGCGCUCAUCUCACUUUCAGGCCGAGGGAGCUGGUUUUUGUUCACAGACAGCUUUCCAGGUCAUGUGGCCAGCAUGACUUUACCGCUUCUGGUACAAUGGAACACCAGGACAGAAGCCAGAGCACACAGAAAUGCUGUUUACCUUCCUGCCACAGUGGUACCUCUUUGCACUGGCGUGCUUUCAAACUGCUAGGUUGGAAGGAGCUGGGACAGAGAAACGGGAGCUCACCCCGUUGUGGGGAUUUGAACCACCAACCUUCUGAUUGGCAAGCCCAAGAAGCCCAGUGGUUUAGACCACAGUGCCACCCACGUCCCUAUUUUUACCUUUACCAUUUUAGUACAGUGGUACCUCGGGUUAAGAACUUAAUUAGUUCUGGAGGUCCGUUCUUAACCUGAAACUGUUCUUAACCUGAGGUACCACUUCAGCUAAUGGGUCCUCCCGCUGCUGCUGCACCGCCGCCACAUGAUUUCUGUUCUCAUCCUGAAGCAAAGUUCUUAAUCCGAGGUAUUAUUUCUGGGUUAGCGGAGUCUGUAACCUGAAGCGUCUGUAACCUGAGGUAACACUGUAUUUAUACCAGCAGCAACCACUCACCCACAAGUGUCCCUUGAUCUUUCCCAGGUUCCCAGUAUUCUUUGGAUUAAUAACUAUUUAAAUUGGUAUGAUACUGCCCUAAAUGUAUGGUGUCAAUAGGAACACAGGAGAAUUCUCCUUAUCUAGCAGGAAAUAUUUCUAAAAAACAAUGGCAUUCAAUUUGAAUUCAUUGUAAUGGAUUGCUAUGAUAACCUAAUCCAGGUUAGGCAGGAGACUGCGCUGCUCCUUUUGACAGUGUUGCAGGUCUAAUUUGCCUUUUUGAAAUUUUUUUUUUAAAAGAACAGUUAAUUGCCAUGACAUACAUUGCAAAUAGCAACUAAUUAAUGUGUUUGAAAUCUUGUUUCAUGUCACUAACCUCUCCCUCCGCUAAAUUGCCUCUAUGUGGGUGCAGGAUAUCCCUUUAUACCAAUGACUCAUUGGAAUUCAUGAACUUAGAAUUAUGAGGCACCUAAGAUGAUAGGAAGGAAAGUAUAACAGUCAUACAGUGGUACCUCGGGUUACAUACGCUUCAGUUACAUAUGCUUCAGGUUACAGACUCCGCUAACCCAGAAAUAGUACCUCGGGUUAAGAACUUUGCUUCAGGAUGAGAACAGAAAUUGUGCUCCGGCGGCUCGGCAGCAGCAGGAGGCCCCAUUGGCUAAAGUGGUGCUUCAGGUUAAGAACAGUUUCAGGUUAAGAACGGACUCCGGAACGAAUUAAGUACUUAACCCGAGGUACCACUGUACUAUAAUUCUUAGUGGGACAAGUAUGCUAGUCAUUUAAGAACCAAAGGGCUAUCUAACUCAUCAUCCUUUCCCCGUAGCAUCCAACCAGAUGCCUCUGGGUUGCUCACAAGCAAAAUGUGAAGACAAUAACCCUCUACCACUCCUAUUCCCCACAACAGAUAUCCAGGGGCAUGCUGCUUAACCCUGAAAGCAGCAUACAAAAGAACACCUUCUCCCAAGCCCAAAAGAGGUGUGACCACUGGGAGCUGUCUGGCUGACGUUGCCCCACAACAAGGUCUUUUCAGUGGUGGUUCUCCAGUUGUGGGAUGCCAUCCCCAGUGAAGUGUGCCUGUUUGCACCAUUAUUAACUUUCAGUAUGAAUUUGUAGAACAUUCCUCUUUAACCAGGCCUUGAGUGCCUGAAGAAUGCUGUUUCUGUCAACCUCGAGAUCAUUGUUCAGAAGAAUGUAUUUAACUGUAACUGACUUGUGACAGUGAAUUCCAUAGUUUGGAUGGAUAGAGUGAUUUUAUUUCUGUCUUAUGCAAAACAUAGGGAUAGUACAGAUACCUACAAUCCAAAAAUUAGUAGCAGAUAUAGAUUCCUGCUAGCAGUGGCGUAGCGUGGGGGUGCAGGGGGGGCCGGCCGCACCGGGCGCAACAUCUGGGGGUUAGGGUUAGGGGGCGCAAAUCCAUGGGUUAGGGGGCGCAAAUUACUUGCCUUGCCCCGGGUGCUGACAACCCACGCUACGCCACUGCCUGCUAGGACAAACACCAGAGAAGCAAAUUUUUGGAGCUGCUACUUCAAAGAUGGUUGCCACCUUACUUGUAAUGUCUUUAUUAAGGUCUGCCAACAGAUCACAAGUCAUAUCUGUUAGGGUCCAGUCAGGGCCAGGGGUGCAGGCGAAGGAGGGGGGCAAAAAUCAGCUAAAAAUAUGUCCAUAAAUAUCUAUUAUUGCCUCAUAAGAAAUGGUUUUAAAUAGAGAGUGAAUUGAAUGGGUGGAAGGUGGGGUGGAGGAGAGGCUAGGGAGCGCAAUCUGGACAGUUCUGCCAGGGAUGCAAGAUCAUCUAUCUACGGUUCUGGGUCCAGUCAGCUCUUGUUCUCAAAAGGUCUCUGGAAAAAUGCACUCUGAGAUCUCUAUACAAGGGACACUGCAAAAGCGAAUGUAUGACAUCUUUCACCUCCUCGAUAACACAAAUGCUCACUGUGCAUUAGGAAUCCCCUGUAUACAUUCCUUCCAAAAAGGCUGAAGGCAUUGUUUGGAAACACAGGGCAGUGAAAACUUUUCUAAGGCAACGAAAGCUUGGUCUAGAAAAUACUGUUGAAAAUACUGAUCUUUCCUCAUUAAAACUUAAACCAAGGAGAAAACACUUGAUUGGCAGGAAUAUUUUCAUGAGAAUCUACCUCGAAAACUCUGUUUCUGAUGAAAAAGUGUACCAGGGAAGUCUGGGCAUCUUCAAAGUAAUAUUGUGACAAUGUCGAUGAGUAAAGGGCCCAUCCACCCUUGUCAUGUUGUUCUAUGAAACUUUGUUUUUGCCUGAUUAUUUUCCUCAAAAUUCACCAGUCUUUUCCCAUGAAGUAUGGUCAUAUUCCUCUAUUCUAUGUAUUUUUUUCUGGAUUUGUUGAAAGAAUAAGAAUGUGACUGUUUACUUGUCAUUUUGUUCUGUAGUACAUUUAAUUUUCCCAUUGAUUUUGUGCAUGCCAAGACUUCUUGCUUUAUCCAUGUGACAUACUAACAUCUGGGUAAUCUUGGGCUAAUCCAUCAGGUUUGUUUAGAUAUGAGAUAGUUUAGAUAUGAGAUACCUCCCUACAGUGUAGGAUGCUGGCCAAGAUGCAAAUCCUGUCUCAUUAUAUUGUUGUAUGGUUUGCAUGGUAUGCUUGUUAACACUUGCAUUUGAAGUUACUCCAUCAACUCUGCAGAGUGAUUCAGAUAUAUUUGCAACAUUAACAUUGCAAACUCUGAUAAUGUUAUUACACAUAAGGCAGGCGGGAAUGACUCCUAAUCAUCAUAAUCAGUCAAUGUAAAAUGUAAAACAACAGGUGAUAAUCACCUGCCAUGAAAUUUUUGUAGUAAAACAGAAGUGGCUUUACAUACUUUUUCAUUAAAUGAACCACGUAAUAGGACAAACCCACUGUUUAUUCAAUAAAAAUGUCUUUCGUUUAAGCUAACAUAACUUUAAUUUUCACCCUCCUGUUCUGAUGAAGUAAUGUUCAGCUGGUGAAGCUUGUGUCAGUGUGUUAAUACAGUGGCACCUUGGUUCUCAAACAUAAUCUGUUCCGGAAGUCCGUUCCAAAACCAAAGCGUUCCAAAACCAAGGCGCGCUUUCCCAUAGAAAGUAAUGCAGAAUGGAUUAAUCCCUAAACAGCAAUUUAACAUGAAUUUUAACUAUCUAAUGAGACCAUUGAUCCAUAAAAUGAAAGCAAUAAACAAUGUACUGCAGACACACAAUCAAUCAAUCAGCAGCUGAACUGGGUUCCACAGAGUCACAAAAACAAAAAGAAAACAAAAAGAGCCACACAAACGUAAAAUAAAUAGCAAAAACUGACAGACCUCAGUGUAACACUCAAAUCGGAAGUGUAGCACUCAAAUCGGAAGCAUAACACUCAAAAUGGAGCACACUGGGCUUCCGGAAAAAGUUCGCAAACCAGAACACCUACUUCCGGGUUUGCAGUGUUUGGGUUCCAAGUUGUUUGAGUAUCAAGGCGUUUGAGAACCAAGGUACCACUGUACUGUGGUUUUCAAACUUGUUCAUGUCAUGGAACUGUUUCUAUAUAUAUAUUUAACACCUGUGCUUUUUACUACAGAAUCCCUGCACAUUCCAGAGGAUUCUGGGAGAGAAUUACGGUGUUUGCUUGGUUCACAGCAGGGCAGGAACAGUGAACCUGUGGCCCUCCAGAUGCUGCCUACAACAACAACCUUCACCAUCCCUGACUGUUGCUGGUGAGAGAUGGCAGCCAACAACAUCUGGAGGGCGACAGGUCCUCCAGCCCUGAUGCAGGGGAUUCUCACUGAAGCCCAGUAUAAUCUGAGAUUGUGCCCUAAAACACACCCAGCCCUUCUCUAUGGUUGCCAUUUCAGUAUUCUUAGGAGAUCAAUAGUGCUAGAAGUGUCACCUCCAUUGCUAAUUUUUCAAAUGAAGAAAGCCCUGGGAAGUUUCCAAGGACAAGUCAGAUGUUGCCAAUACUGAAUUCAGUACCCAAAAGCCUGGUUUGGUGUAAGGCAGCGUUCUGCAUCCCUGGCAACCCUAGGUGAUGCUGGCAAGCCCUGGCUGAAAUUACUCAAGUUUCGUGCAAUUAAAGUGAACUACUGAAUACAUAAUCCUAGCUAGAGGACAUGCAAAUCCAUGAGCUACUUUCAGCUGUUCCGUGGCAUGAAUGUAAAAAUGCAACUAAAAAUCAUGCUCCAUCUACCACAGCACAUUGCAAUUAAAAAUCAAUAAGAGACAUGCCAAAACCCCCAGCAAUUUUCAAGAGGUCCAUGGAAGAGAAAAAUAUGGGAGCGACUGCCAUAAAUCAUCAUAAUAUAAAACAGAAUAGAUGAAAUGAUAUAACAAACGUGGUGAGAAAUAAAGGAAAAUGAAACAUAAAUCAAUAAAACCAACUUAUAUAAAGCUGGCAGUCAAGCCCACAAAUGGCAUAAUUACUUAGUUUGAAUCAGAGGUCAGCAACCUAAGGCCCAUGGGCUGGAAGUGGCCCAUGAGGGUCGCUUAACCGACCCAUGAGCUGCCCCUGAACCGAGCUGCCCGCUCGCCGAGUCCCCGCUGCUGCGCUAAACUGGCAUGGCGUGGCACGGGGACUCUCUUUUGCAGCUCCGGAAAUCGCUUCUGCGCAUGCCGAGAUGCCGGAAAUUGUAUCUGCACGUUUGCAGUGCCAGAAAUCGUUUCUACGCAUGCCCAGAUGAUGGAAAUUGCUUCUCCGCAGGCACGAUUUUCGGCAUCUGGGCAUGCGCAGAAGUGAUUUCCAGCACUGCGGACAUAUGCAGACGCAGUUUCCAGCAUUGUCCUGCGCCAUCCUGGAUCUCCAUGGGAAUGAUCUGGCCCAUGCCCAGUAAGCCUUGCCAACCCCUGGUUUGAAUGAAGUAAUUGUGUCCCUAGAUUUAAAAUAGCAUUGUAUUAGUUUUCAGAUUUAGUUUCUGUAAGCAACAAUUAACCAUGAUAAAAUGUACAAACAUAAAAUCAAAAUAACUGAAAUUUAUGAUCAAAGUUUUGCAAAAGUGUUACACAGUUUAGCUCAUGCCCUGGCUAGCGCUGUUAAGAAAGUAGCAACUCUUUUCAGUAACUUCUGGAUAGCCUUGUUAAAGCAAAAUAAGGCUAACUUUUGACACAUUGGCUAAUUGGAACAAUUUUCAACUGAACCAGCAAGAUAUUUUAAGUGUAACUAUUAUCUGUGUAUUGGCAUUGUUGAUACAAUGAUGCUUUAGACCAGGCAUAUUUGGACUGUGUACACAUUCCCAUCUAUUCUGCAUCCAGCAUGCUUCCACCAUUGCCUUGUGAAGCCAUGUAUGCAUUGUAUUAGCCACAAUCCACAUCUAUCCUGUAGUCUCCCAAGAAAUACUGCAUGUUGAUGUGUCUCUCUCCACCUGCCCACAACAGAUUAGAUUUGUAGCCAAGACAUAUGAAGACAUCCAUGCCCCCUCUCUACCCACAGGCGUGGGCAGUGGGCAACUUGGAAAUGCAUCAAAAAUACCGAUGCUCACAAUGACAUGCAAAUGCUAUCUGAGAUGCAGGGAGUGGGUGCUGGAUGACCUCCCUGCAGUUUAAGUUGGUAAUGUGUACACAACUUCAGUUUUGACUAACUUAAGUUCACUGAUUUCAGUGGGUCUUUUCUGAGCAUGACUGACUCGAGUACAAAUCUAUGUCUGCUCAUUGAUUUUUAAAGUUUUGUCUGUGCUUUAAAUAUUUUUGAUUCACAACAGGGGUGCCAACUUCAAUAAAAUAUGGGGGGCAGGUAAGCCCCACCCACAUAAUUGAUCACAAGACACAGUGCACAAACAUCAUUUGAAUGGCAAUGGCCAUCAAUGGGGGGCCCUCAAAUAUUUUAUAGGGGACUGAAGGGACCUCGGCCCCUAGGAGUUGGUUCCGAUGAUUCACAAUCUGUCUGUCAGUCUACUAAUUAUCAUAUAAUUGGAUAGCUUCAUCACCUCUUUUAGAUUACUAUUGUAAGGUGUCUUGAGUCUGUGCAUGUUGUGGGGUAAAAGUUUUAAAUUAAACCACAAAAAAUUAUCUCACAGGAAAACAACACCUGAUGCUUUCGUCAUCUAGCACAAAUCGGGGGAAAGGAGGUGAGAUGGCGAUGGAGAAACAUCUCUAGGCAGAGCCUCCUUCGUAAUUAGUGUUCUUUUCUCCUUCUUUUCAUCUGAAUUGGGUCACUAGAAUUAGGGAAAACUGCUUUGAAAUCACUCAGAAAACAGCUGCUACCUGAGGGAGUAUUCCAGCCUUGAGAGAAGUUGCUCAAGUUAAAUUCUUUAUCUAGCACAAAUCAAGAGUUCUCAAGUAACUACUGCUUGACUGUAAACAGAAAUGGGAGGGAGGGAGAUUAAGAAAGUACCUUUCACAACUCCAUUCCUCUAAACAAUGAGCCUCUUCCUUUUGUAGCUAUCUUAUGAACUUCCUCUUCUACCUGAGUAGGAGAAAAUGGGCUGGCAUUUACAUUCCUAAAGGGCGGGCCUUGAGUUUAGUUUUAAGAUGCCUCCUCAAUUACUGUUGCCAGCACAACAGGCUGUAAGGAUGUUUCAGGAGCACCUUCCAGCUCAACUGCCUUUCCCAGCUAAACAUGCCUUCAAUGUGCCGACCAAAACAGCAUGCUGUUCCAGUUCAUGUCAGGUAGGCAUUCUAUAAAAGAAAAAAGUAUAUGGGUCUACCCCCUACCCAACUCUGGAUAUUUUAUUGAGGGUGGUUGACUUUCUGUUAUGUGAGCCACCCAAGAGCUGAUUUUAUGGUUUUGUUCUCAAUAUUUUCCUUUUCAUUGCUCUGUUAUAAUUGUUCUCUCUGUUUUAUAUACCUGUAUUUUUUCCGUGUAUAAGACAAUGUUUUUUGCAAAAAAAAAUAGUCAAAAAUUGGAGGUCAUCUUAUAUGGGGAUGUGAAUGCACAGGGGUUUAGGCUUGGGCUCUGGGGCAGGUGGCCCAGGUGGCCUGAUCUCAGGUUCAGGUUGGGGUUCACUCUCUGGCAUGGGCAUGGGUGGAGUUGCUCAACAACUCAAGUUGUGUCCCUGUGGUGUCCACCCCCUGCGCCAGAGGGUCAUGCUCUGCUGCUUAGCACUUCCACCAACCAUUCCACCACUGAUGUUUAAAUAUAUGGUACUAAAUAUACUGGUGCUUUGAAUAUUUAAGAAAAUAUCAACAUUUUUCAGUUUUAUGCUUAAAAUAUUGAUUUUUUUAAAAAAAUGGGUUAAAAAAAAAGGGGUCGUCUUAUACAGGAGGGCAUCUUAUACACGGAAAAAUAUAGUACAUUACAAAACACUACAUUGCAGGAAUAGCCUGGUUCCCAAGGGAUCAAGAACUGGGGUUGUUGUUGUUUUGCCUGCUAACCAGAACAGCAAAGAGAGACAGGUUGUUGUCUCCACCAAACUAUGUUGCACUGUGUAUCUUGAGGAAGAUAGUCAGUUAGUAGAGAUACAAACAGGAUGUAAUAGAGGUUCUCUGAACAAGACUGUCUGGGAAAGUAGGUUACAAAUACAGUGGUACCUCCAGUUACAAACGGGAUCCAUUUCAGAGGCCCAGCCAUAUCCCGAAAUCUUCGUAACCGGAGGUGCCUCUUCGCUUGUGCGAGGCACACAGAGCGCUUCUGCGCGAGCGCGAGCGGCAAACCCACUUCUAGGUUUGCCACAUUUGCAACCCCAAAGUUACGUAGCCCAAGGGUCCACUGUAGAGUCAUUACUGAAUGCUUGGAAACACCAAGAUUCCUUAGACUUGCCAAUUGGGGCUUUGAGAACUGGGAGGAAAGUAACCCCAUGAGGCCCUGGCUUGGCUUUCAUGCCAGAGAAGCAGGAGGGGAACAUAAGGCUUCAGUAGAAUGUAACAUUUCUCUACAGAUGCAUCAGUUCUUUCAUUCUCUGUUUCAUUCAUUUCUCCCAUAGUUUAAAUGGAGAGAGUGAGUAGGUACCACAGUGGUGGGAAUCCAGAUGGAAAGUUUUAAAUGCAAAGGUUUGUUCAAAAACAACAACCCAAGCAUUCAUGCUUUAAUGACUUAGACUGCAAGCCUAUACACACUUACCUGAGACGUGGGUGGCAUUGUGGUCUAAACCACUGACCCUCUUGAACUUGCUGAUCAUAAGGUCGGCAGUUUGAAUCCGCAUGAUGGGGUGAGCUCCUGUCACUUUGUUCCAGCUGCUGCCAACAUAACAGUUUGAAAGCAUACCAGCACAAGUAGGUACCGCUGUGAUGGGGACGUAAACAGUGUUUCCGUGCGCUCUGGCUUCCAUCACAGUGUUCUGUUGUGCCAGAAGCGGUUUAGUCUUGCUGGCCACAUGACCCAGAAAGCUGUCUGCAGACAAACACUGGCUCCCUUGGCCUGAAAGCGGAGAUGAGCGCCACACCCCAUAGUCAAAUUUGACUGGAAUUAACCCUCCAGGGGUCCUUUACCUUUUACCUUUUAUGCACUUACCUGCAAGCAAGCUUCUUGGAUUUACUUCUGAGUAGACAAGUGACUGCACUUUAAAAUUGAAAAGAUGGCAUUAUGCCAAAGGGAAGGGUGCCAUUUACAUUCUUUUGACCUUUUCCUGCAACUCAGCAUUCCCAGUCAAGAAUAUGUGCCCCAAAUCAUCCACUGAUUAGUUUUUUUUUUUAGUGUUGGCUCUCACUGCUUGCUAAACCAGGUAUUUAAUAACCAACACCUCUACUUCAGAAUUUCAACAUUUAUUCCUGUUUGAAGUGCAUGCUAUUGCAACAUGAUAAAGUUGUUGGUUUACAUACACAGUUUAUCUUUUUAAACGUUGACUCCUUUCUGUCCCUUUGCCUCCCUCACAGGACUUCAGUAUAAAUGCAUAUCCAGUGGAAAGCCUGGGAAAUGAACCCAUGAACCUGUGCAAUGAAGUGCACUGUAAUUCUCAAUACAAGGUACGGUGGGCAUUUAGAAUUGGGGCAAGGGUGCUUGUAUGUCAUCUCUGGAAUGAAAGAAUCAAAGAAGGGUAAAGGAUGAAAGCUACUUACCAAGUAUCUGAACAGAUGAACAAUAAGGAGUUUUGGAUGUGGGACCUUUGAAUUGGUUUGCCUUAUUUAUAUAGUCUCUGCAGAUUUUAAUCUGUUGCAAUUGUCCCAUAACUUUAGAAUCUGCUGUUCUGAAGUUUAUGUGUUGAAACUUCUAUUAUAUUUCAAUUUGUGUCAUUAGGAUUCUUACCAUAGUAUGAUCUGGGCCGUAUCCUGUAAGCUCACUUUGGGCACAUGUUCGAUGCGUACACACGAUAAGUUAGUUAAAGUGGGGGCAGCUUAAAGGGAGAUAAGGGGCUGUAUUUCCCCAUUGACUUAUUUACUCAUUCAUUCAUUAAAACAUUUAUAUUUCAUCCUUCUCAUGUAAAAAAAAAUCACUCUUCGUAUUUUUCAAGAUGAAACAUUAAUAAAACUACACACACACACACACACACACACACAAAAACACACAUACCUACAAUGACCAGCAGUUAAAAAACCGUAGAAACAUUGUCCGCCACAUAAAAUAAAACUCUUCUGGAAUAAAAAGGUAUUCAGUAGCUGGUGAAAAAAACAGUGAGGGAAGGGCAACCUGUACUUCAGAUGUUGCAGUCACUAAGAAGGCCCUGUCUCUUGUCCUAUCUAGCUGGGCUUCCCCCACCCUAGGAGGUCCCCAGAGAAUCCCUCUCCUGCUGAUCCUAGAGGUCAGGAUAGCAUGGGAGGACAAGAUCCUUAAGGCACCCCAGACCAAAAGAUUUAGUGCUUGAAAGGCAAUGGCCAACAUUUUGACUUGCGCCAGGGAGAAAAUUGGAAACCAGUACAGUUGUUCCAAGAUUGGUGCAAUGUGAUCCUAUGGUUAAAUGUGACCCACCAGGAAUUUUGCAGCUGCUUUUGGGACCAAUGGACACUUCUGCAACUUCUUCAGAGACAGCCCCAUAUAGAGUGUACAAUUCAGUAACCCAGCAUAGAUAUGACUAAGGCAUAUGUUGUCAUGCCCAGGUUUCAUUGCCACUGGAAAGUCUGCAGCUAGAGCUGCCAAGACUGGUGUACCGUUAUAGGCUCAGAUCCAGCAGAUGGUCCAGACUCUGAGGUGUUAUCUUUUUAAAGUCAGUCUCUAGCCCUUUGACAAUGAAAGCUAUCAAGCAAACUUUGUAGGCAACCAUUCGAAGCUACUGAUUUCUGAAAUAUGUUACUGCGCCUAGUAAGUAAAGUCAGAGCUAUGGAUGGAAUGCUAUUGGGAAAUUUAGUGUCACACAAUUAUUAAGAAAACCUCCAAAUGACUUCAGAACGACCCAGGAAAUUCCUUCUUCAGACAAUGGAGAAGAAAAUUUGACGUUGGGUUUUUUUAUUAUUAUUUUAUUAUUUUUUGAGGGGAGGGGAGUCUUUGGUGUAUGUCUCAGGGUGCUUCCAGACUGUCACUAUUGGGGGGGGAGGUGAAAUUCAAACACAUACUGGCAAAUUCAGGUUGCACAAUUAUUGUUGAUUGGGAAGUCCUUCACAACAAGCCCACUUCCCCAAAAGAUAAUGCUUCUGCAAUAAGGAAAGUGUUGGGGAAAGGCAGUGGAAAGUGUGGAAUCACGCUUGCUUUGAUGCAACAAAUCUUGCAUUGCAAACAAAUCAGGAUGAAAGUUCGUUAAAUAGUCAACAUCAACAAUUUUCCCUGCAAAUCGGGAUGAAUGCUCAAUAAACAGGUUGUCUGGAAGCAAACUCACACGAGCUUUUCUCUGCAUUCAGAUAAUGCAGGAGGACUUUCUGGUUCAUUUUGAAGUUUCUUCAAACCUUUCUUUUGCUUGCUCUAGUUGAGAUGUGGUUGUUGCCAGUAGAAAACAAAUGAGAAAUCCAGGUUUUUAGUGUUCAGGUGACUGGGUAGUAAGGUGUUCUCCAGUGGCGUAGCGUGGGUUGUCAGCACCCGGGGCAAGGCAAGUAAUUUGCGCCCCCUAACCCGUGGAUUUUAGGUAGGGGCAGAGAGCUGCGAGUGCGAGCGUGCCCCCCCAGAUGUUGCGCCCGGUGCGGCUGGCCCCCCCUGCACCCCCACGCUACGCCACUGGUGUUCAAUCAAAAGCAAAAGAAUGUAACAAUGAAAGGAUUUCAUGCUCUAACUGUUAAAUAAAUUCUGAACAUAAGUAUGAAAACAUAAAACCUGCAAGUACAAAUCAAUUGCAGGGUUGUUGGUUUUUUUAUAAUGGUUAAGAAAGUGUGGGUUAUGCCAACCUUGUGAAGUAGCCCAGUAAUACUAAUACUGCUGUGGGGAACUGAGAGGAAGUAUUUAUUUAAUACACUGCUUGAUUGUAAACAGCAGCAGCACCCUCAAAGUGGCUUACAAAAAGAUAAAACAAGAAAAUCAAGAAAAAUGCACAGUGAUACUUUAGAAAAUACAAAAGUCAAAAUAUUAAACAAAUUAAAAGUAGUAUAUGACUACCUUGUAGUCCAUUGUGGUUAUCCCUGGAAUUGUUCAGGAGAGGCUGUGUGGUCCCUGGGCUGCUGCCUGGAUGCAGUAGGGGGUGGAGCAUAAGCUGAGCUCAAAUCCUGCCAAGAUAGUGGCAAUGUAGGUAAGUGUUUCAGAUAAAUUGGGGAAGGAAGGAAGGAAGGAAGGAAGGAAGGAAGGAAGGAAGGAAUCAUAGAAUCAUAGAGUUGGAAGAGACCACAAGGGCCAUCGAGUCCAACCCCCUGCCAAGCAGGAAACACCAUCAGAGCACUCCUGACAUAUGGUUGUCAAGCCUCUGAUUAAAAACCUCCAAAGAAGGAGACUCCACUACACUCCUUGGCAGCAAAUUCCACUGUCGAACAGCUCUUACUGUCAGGAAGUUCUUCCUAAUGUUUAGGUGGAAUCUUCUUUCUUGUAGUUUGGAUCCAUUGCUCCGUGUCCGCUUCUCUGGAGCAGCAGAAAACAACCUUUCUCCCUCCUCUAUAUGACAUCCUUUUAUAUAUUUGAACAUGGCUAUCAUAUCACCCUUUAACCUCCUCUUCUCCAGGCUAAACAUGCCCAAGGAAGGAAGGAAGGAAGGAAGGAAGGAAAGAAGGAAAGAGAUUUGUCUGGCAUGUCUUUGUUUUUGAGAAAUCCAUACUGAAUCUUAGUAAUCACAGCAUCCUUUUCUAGGUGCUCACAGAACGACAGUUGAAUAAUCUCUUCUAGGACCUUUCCUGGUAUCAAACUCACCAGUCAGUAGUUACCAGGGUUUUCCUCCCCCUCCCACCGUGAAGAUGGGGACAGCAUUUGCUCACUUCCAGUCUGCAAGAACCCCACUUGAUCUCCAAGAAUUCUCGGAGAUUAUAGACAGAGUCUCUGAAAUGACAUCCACAAACUCCUUUAGUACCCUUGAGUGCAGUUCAUCAGGCCCUGGAGAUCUGAAUUCAUUUAAAGUAGCUAGGUGAUCCUUUAUCAUCUCUUUUCCUAUCUUGGGCUGAAGUUCCAUUCUUGCAUUAUUAAUUCUGAUACCACCAGUUUGGGCGCUGCUUUUUUUGGGGUAAAGACAGAGACAAAGUAGGUGUUGGGUGUUCCACCUUCUCUCUGUCACCCAAUAGCAUUUCUCCAUCUUUUCCAUGCAGAUGACCUACUCCUUGCUUAUUCUUCCUCUUGCUUCGAACAUAGCCAAAUAAACAUUUUAAAAUUACCGGUAUUUUUAACAUCUCUUGCAAGCCUGAGUUCAUUCUGAGCUUUGGCCUGCCUGACCUUCUCCCUGCAAUUGUUGGCUACUUAUGUAUACUCUUCCUUUCUUAUUUCUCCUUUCUUCAAUUUCUUACACUUCCCCUUCUUACAACUCAGCUCAUCUGUAAGCUCCUUAUGCAUCCACACUGGUUUCUUUCAGUGCUUCCUACAUUUUGUUCUUGCUGGAAUUGUCUGCCUUUGUGUCUUCGGUAUUUCACCUUUAAGAAACUCCCACCCUUCUUGGACUCCCUUCUCUUUGACUAUUUCUAACCAUGGGAUCUCACCCAGUAGUUCCUUAACCUUUUUGAAAUCAACUUUCUUAAAGUCCAGAGUGCAAGUCCAACUGCACUCAGUUUUCCCUUGCCUUUGUAUAAUUAAACACUAGAGGUCAUGAUCACUUCCUCCUAAGGUUCCCAGUACUUUCACUUUGUCAGUCAGUUCCUCCCUGUUAGUGAGGACCAAGUCCAAGAGAGAUGACCCCCUUGUUGUUUCUCCCAUCUUCUGGGAAGCGCAAUUGUCAGUGAGGCAAUUGAAGAAUUUGUUGGACCUUACAUUCUUGGCAGAGUUUGUAUUCCAAGAGAUAUACCAUAGUAGUUCAAGUCACACAACUCUCCUUUUUUAAUGUUUGGUAAUCUGAUGUUGGAAGGCAUCAUCCAAGUCUUCAGUUUGGCUUGGAGGUCUAUAGCAGUAAGGUGGCUCUUGUUUCCAUUUUCUCCAUUUUUUACUCUCUUUUUUUUUACUCUCAAUCUGCCUUCCAUACACCAAGUCAUUGAUCUAUUCGCAAGUGUACAUAUCAUUUGCAUACAAUGGUACUCUUCCUCUCUUCCUGUUUGGUCUAUUCCAUUGGAACAGGUUAUACUCCUCAGUUUCUACAUUCCAGUCACGAGUCUCAUCCCAUGAGGUUUCAGUAAUACCUAUUAGGCCAUAUUGGCAACCUUGAUUAAGAGCUCAAAUUCUUCUUGCUUGUUUCUCAUACUCUGCAUUAGUAUAGAGACAACUGAAAUCAUGAGACUUUCAUCCACACACUGCUACCUCUGUUCCCCUCAGAGUGACAGGAAUCAUUCUGUACACUAUACUUUCCACUGGCACCUCAGUAUGUUCUGGAGUUUGCAACUACUGUUAUUGCUACUCUGGCCAAGAAAUGUCCAAAGUUAGGGCAUGGAAUCAGUUUUGCAGCUCCAUUUGUGCCCACUCCCCAACUUUGAUUUGUGGAACUGGCACUGCUACAGGUGCCACAUAAUGCGAUUCAGCAUUUAUAAGAAAUCAUUUUUUAGUUUAGCAGCAACCAUACUUUGGAACUCCCUGCCUUAAAAAAAACCCAAAAAAACCUAUGACAACAAUUACACAUUCAGCAAUUACAAAUUAAAGAAACAAAAAAAAAAUGAAAGUAAGAUCAUAAUUAGAGAUGGGAAGGCCUGGGGGGAACCAGAAAAAUGAGGGGGAACACCAAUUUUAUUCCUCUUUUUCCUUGUUUUUCCCAUUUCCCCGCUCCCCCCCAUUUCCCCUGUUUCCCCCUGUUUUAUCCUGUUUUUACCCCAAAGCUGUUUUUUUCCAGAAAAUUGAAAAAAACCAGUUUGAUAUGGUUUGAAUAUUCCACCCCCCCUCAUUUCUUCCAGAAAAAAAACGGCUUUGAGAAGAAAAUAGGGGGGAAACCAACACCCCCACCCCAAUUUUUCUGUUUCCCCCCCAGGCCUUUCCAUCUCUAAUCAGAAUUACAACCAUUUGUAGUACCCUAAUACAUUAAAUACUGACAUUCAAUAUAUGCCAGAUUUGUUUUGGUUUCUCAGACAACUCCCUGGCUAGUGACUCUGUAUGUUUUCUGAUACCUGCUUAAAACAUUUUUAUUUAUGCAAACCUACCCAGACACGUAUAUUUUGUUGUGUUUUAAUUUCUUUUACUGUUAAGUUGAAUGAUGUUCAAAUGUUUUUAACUGUUUCAAACUGUUUUAUUUAUAAUGUACUUGUAAACUGAUUACUGUAGAGGUUUUACUAUAAUCAAGUGGUAGAUACAUCUUGUUAAGUAAAAUAAAUAAGUAUAGUUAUUCCAGGGAUUUAUUUUUAUCAGACUUCUCCCCAUUAGCUAAUGUGCUGCUAUUCUCUCUUUUUUAAAAUAAUUUUUAUUGAGUUUUUUCUCUUAUAACAAUAUCUGCAAUCAUUACAUUACAUUCAAGUUUCACUUUUCCCCUUUCCCUACUGACUUCCCUCAACUUCUGUCCUUGGUUUAUUACCUCUCAUAUUACAAUCUGCUCUUUGUAUAUACUUCCAUAUUGUCAUACUACAGUGGUACCUCGGGUUAAGAACUUAAUUCGUUCUGGAGGUCUGUUCUUAACCUGAAACUGUUCUUAACCUGAAGCACCACUUUAGCUAAUGGGGCCUCCUGCUGCUGCUCUGCUGUUGCUGCACGAUUUCUGUUCUCAUCCUGAAGCAAAGUUCUUAACCCGAGGUAAUAUUUCUAACCCGAGGUAAUAUUUCCAGCAGAGUCUGUAACCUGAAGCUUAUGUAACCUGAAGUUCAUGUAACCUGAGGUACCACUGUAUUAUGUUCUUUGUUCUUUACAAAUAAAAUUGCAAAUGUUUAUUUAAAUCCUGCCAGUGACUCUAUUGUGCUGCAAUUCACUACAUUGGUGUCAGAUUUGUACCCGUUGAUGAAAAAUUAGGUCCAACCUGAAAACCAUGAGAGUCCAAAUGACACAGAAAUGGACUUGAACUGGAAACACCUUGUUCCAUGUGCCUGAUGAGCCAUAGAUGGAAGAGAUUAGAUACGGGCAAAGUAUUGUCUUUCAACUGCAAUUCCUCAUAUGCAGAAGAUUAGUGGCCCAGCUCAUAGAGAUGUUAUGAAGACAAACCAGAUAGGGACUAUAAAUCAUCUCCCCCAUUUGAAGUGCUAUAUAAGUGAUAAAUAACAAUUAUGUCAGCAGCAACCUGCCCAUCAACUUUACUCAGAGCCCCACCCACAGGAAAGAACAGUUAGGAGAAGUGCUUGGGAAUGCUUAGUUCUGAUGACAAAGAUUAUGAUCAAACACCUUUCCUACAGGAAAUGAUGAAUGCCAUUUCAUAUCUAGGAUGGCUAGAUAUCUGCAGCAUUAUUUUAUUUUAUUUUUUAAAAAACACACUUUAAUGGUGUAGGAGGCACUUUCUUUUCGACAUUAAAUAAAAAAGAGUAAUAUCACAUGAGAAAUUACGUCAUAGCUUCCAGCUGAAUUCCAUGUGACAUUUAGAGUGAACAGGAAAGAUAAAGGAAUUGCACGACUCCUCAUAAGAUGCACCCUGAUAUCAAGUGGCCAAAGAAUAUCCCUAAACCUCUGAGAGCAGAAGACAGGGAAUAAAUGUCAGCUGAAGCAGGCAUCCUUCAGUUGUCCAGUUGCUUGAAGCAUCAGUGCUGGGUGUUAUUUAAAAGUGAAACAAAACAAAGCAAAAAUAGGGUGGGGUAUUAAAAUGAAUUUAAUACCCAAAAGAAAAGAUACUUCCAUAGUGUUGAAUUCAUUCUUGCUUGUUGUUGUUGUUGUUGUUGUUGUUGUUAAGUAUUUGCUUUAGGGUCAAAUGGUGUUUGUUCAGUUAUAAUGGAAGAAAGUGGUCCAAACAGAAUUCGCUAUUUGGAAAUUAGCGAAUAACCUGGGAGUAAUGGUGGUUAAUUCCAUCUUUCAGAGCUUUCAUUAUUAUUUGCUAUUGAAAACUGAUGCCAGUUGGUGAUCUGAACACGCCAAGGACAUGGAGAAUGUGCGCUUCAUUCUUUAGCCUAGACCAGGGGUUGUCAACCUGGUCCCUACUGCCUACUAGUGGGCGAUUUAGGUGGGCACAAGCUGAAUCCUCCUUCCAUCGAGUGCUGGUGGGCGGUAAGGAAAUUUUGCCAUCAAGAAAGAUGCAUUAGUAGGUGGUAGGUAUAAAAAGGUUGUCUUCCCCUGGCCUAGACAAUUACUUAUAUGUUGUUUUGCAGAAUUAUUAACCAUUGGUUAGCUUGCUGCUCUGCUAGGUACUUGAUUAUCCAAACACAAUUUAAUAUUCAUCCUUUCCUUUGCUUUGCUGUUUUUCAGCAGCUGGAAGAAUUUCCUUGCAACUUGCUUACUGUAAGAGUCAUACGAAUGAGAAAUCUUCGCCAAGCUGAUGUCUGUGAGUGUUCUUCCGUUCCUCUUUCAUAUUGCUUUUAAAGUUCACUCACUCUUGAUAGUUUGCACAUCUAGCUUCAUAUGUGCUGCAGGAUUUCAUAGCUGACAAGAUAAAUUGCAUACGAAACUGUAUUUAUAUCAGUGCCCAAGUAUGGCUUGCUCAUAAACUCUUAAGUUGGGUAAGAUAACUAUUUGCACUGUUUGUGGGUGGAAAGGAGAACAGGAGAAUAAACUGGUUUGCCUGGUUUGCCUUGCAAAAGAUCUGGUGAAAAUAUGGAACAGGGGGGAAAGCAGAGUGGUAGGGAUUGUUUUGGCUUAGGCUGCAACCUCUACACAUUUACCUAGGAGUAAAUUCCUUUGAAUUUAAUGGGGCUUAUUUCUGAGUUGGCGUGCAUAGGAUUGCACCAUUAAUCACAAACAGGUUGAUCCCAUAUGGUGAUGCUAAAGGAAUUUGAGUAGUCCCCAAGUUUAUUUGAAAUGUCCACCAAAUUGGUCUCUUUAAUAUAUGGAGGUUCCUGAGUAAAGGAGAAAGAGCCCUCAGAUAUUCUCACAAUCACUUUUCCUCAGAGAACUUAUAUCAGGUCAUGUCCAGGCCAGUAUUAUCUACUCUGACUGCCAACAGCUCUCCAGUCUAAGGAUAGGGAAGAAAUUCAAUGCCAUUCACAUUUAAAGCUGAAUUUAUCAAACAGCCUUCAAAAUUCACACUUAUCUGAAUUUUGUGCCAUUAGUGAAAAUGGCAGACAAAACAACAUUAUAUUAGUAGAAAUUGCUUGCCAAAAUGCUUACAUUAGUCAAAACUGUGUACAAAAACAUGUUUAUUAGGAGAAAUUCACACUAAAAUGCUAAAGAAUUUUCCUGAGAAUCUUUUUAAAAACUGCAAACUGCAGCAGAAAUGGUAAGGUCAGGUUUUAGGAUUGGGAGAACGAGAAACUGAAAUAACAAGUAUUGGCAGAUCCUUCCAUCCUUACCAGCGUCUUAAGCAAAGGCCUUUUCCAUCACCUGCAACCUAAUCUUUCUUUUAACUGAAGAUGCUACAAAUUGAACCUGAGGAAUUGUGCAUGCAAAGCACAUGCUCUGCCAUUAGGCUAUGUCCUCUAUCUCAAGAGAGGGGCUCUCCAUGAAUAAGUCAAUCUCUAGCCACCUAUAUGACAGACAUGAAUAAUGACCACUGUACUAAUGUGGACCUGAAGCCCGCCCUGCUUUAUGGAGUAGUGAACUGCUGCAUAACCCACAGAUCUAAGGGAUAUCUGAGAUGUCAAUCUCAAAUAACCUAAGGUGGCAAUUAUGGGCUCUGUUACCUCCUGCCCUUAUGGAGAAGUCACCAGAAGCCUGCAUCCAGGAGGUAGUACACCACACAAUGCCCAGCCCAAUCUUAUGGAGAUAUUCAAUCCAGUUCUGCAUGUCCCUGGGAGCCAUAGAUACCAAAAAGGAGGGCUCUAUGCAUGGAGUACCAGUUUAUAAAUGUGACAUCACUUGCGUGAGGGCAAUGCCCAUGUAGAAUAAUUUAGUUGAAUGCUGCCCCAUAGAACGUGGAGUUGGAAGGGACCCUGAGAAUCAUCUAACCCAACUCCCUGCUAUGCAGCAAUCUUCUGCGUGGUGAAUGACCAUCCAACCUCUGCUUAAAAACCUCCAAGGAAGGAGAGUCCACCACCUCCUGUGGGAGUUUGUUUCACUGUCAAACAGCUCUUACUGACAGAAAGUUCUUCCUGAUGUUUAGUUGGAAUAUCCUUUCUUGUAACUUGAAGCCAUUAGUUCAAGUCCUACCCCCAGAGCAGGAGAAAACAAACUGUUCCCUCUUCCAUGUGACAGCCCUUGAGAUAUUUGAAGAUAUCUAUCAUAUCUCCUCUCAGUCUCCUCUUUUCCAGGCAAAACAUACCCAGCUCCUUCAAGCGCUCCUCCUAAGGCUUAUUUUCCAGACCCUUGUUGAUUUUGGUUGCUGUCCUCUGUACAUGUUCCAGCUUGUCAACAUCCUUCUUAAAUUGUGGUACCCAGAACUGGAUACAGUACUCCAGGUGUGGUCUGACCAAAGCAGAAUAGAACAGUGCUAUUCCUUUUAUUGGGCCAUUCUGUUGAUGCAGCCUAGGAUAACAUUGGGGGUUUUUUUGUCUUUGUUUUGUUGCUGCUGCUGCAUCACACUGUUGACUCAUGUUAAGCUUGUGGUAUACUAAGACCCCGAGGUCCUUUUCACAUGUAUCCCCCAUUUUAUAUCUGUACAGCUGGUUCUUCCUGCCUAAAUCUAGAACCAUGCAUUUGUCCCUUUUGAAAUUCAUUUUGUUAGUUUGGGCCCAGUUCUCCAAUCUUCUGGUUCCAUCUUCUGCAACAUUAGCUUCCCCUCCCAGUUUGAUGUCCUCUCAAUUCCUUUGUCCAUGUUGUUUAUAAGGCAGACCCAGGACAGAACCCCGUGGCACUCCACUUGUCACAUUUUUCCAAGGAUGAGGAAGAACCAUUAGUGAGUACUCAGUUUUGAGUUGAAUGUGCUUAAGAAUAAUGACUCAAGACAAUGUGCUAUGGGAUUAAAAUUGGCCACAACUUUAUUAAGUUUCAGAUGUAGGGAGACCUUGGCUCAGGCAUUGGGCAUUUAUCCUUCCCAGUCCCCAGCCGGGGAUCUGGGAGACUUCAGGGUUAUCCAGAAUGUGUGGGGAUUGGGCUGGCUCUGGAGGGGAGAGCAAUGACAACCUCUUGGUGUAUGGCCAAUGCCUCCCCUCAAGACCCCUUUAACAGGGAACCCUGGUAUCACCGCUGCAAGGGGGCGUGAAUCACUGCUUCACCCCCCCCCAUUUAGGAAGCUAGACUAAAGGAUUCUGCCCAAGGCCUGAAACCACCAAAGUUGUGACAUUUUGCUAUGGGAAAGGCAAAACCUGCCAAUGCAGGAAAAUUCCUUUCCGGCCCUUCAACAGUGACCCUGACAUAGCAGCGCCUGCAUACCUGUGGAGAAGAGGUUAACCUGCAAAAGAAGACUUAACUGAGGGAGGGGAGGGUGGGAGAAGCUCUGGAGCCGACUGCCACUUUGCAGGUAAGAUUCACCUUCUGUUGUGUGGGUAGGACGGUUCCUCCCCCUACCUGGCCAAUGCCCUGGCAACGCCUCCCCAAGCAGGAUUGGGCGAUUGGCUGAGGUAGGCGGAGACCUCCAGGCAUCCAGCCUGGGGAGGAUGAAGCCAGGCCAAACUACCAGGAGUCGCACUGGCUGUGCGCUACCAUGCAAAAGGCGCCCCCAUUUGAUGUGGGGAGCGGUCAUUCUUAAAUUCCAUGCAUAAGAAGAGGCAUCCCAGCCCUGCUCUCUCUCUCCCUCCCCACUUCCCAUGGAAGGUAUGAAUAGGAAUUAUAGGUGUGUUUGGCUCAAUACAGUUUUGCUCCUCCCCGCAGUAAGGAGAUUAUGCAAGGCUCCUGAUUACAGGAACAACCACAUGAUGUUCAGCUGAAGUGCUUACAAGGCAGUUCUCCCCAUUCCACCCUGCAUUUGCAACAUGCAGCACUGUUUUCCAUUCUGCUGCAGUUUGUCUUCUGUUAUUUGUCUCACUGUCCUCUGUGACAAAAUCAUCCACACUAUAGUUUGUCAAGGGUACUGGGAAUUAUAACUCUGUGAAGUGGAAGCUACAGUUCCCAAGAUUCUUUGUGGGAAGUCAAAUGCUUUAAAUGUGUGUUGGAUGUUAUUCCACCCCAUUCAUUUCAGCAAGAAGGAAACACAAUGCAAAUUGGAAGGGGUUGUAGCCAGUUACAUUUCUGGACUGAAAACAAUGCAGCUGCAAAUAUCAAUUGUAUCUGUAGGAUUUAUUUCUGUUCUGGACAGGGGACAAAUAAGCAAACAAAUAUGCAGUCUGCUUUCCAAUGUUUGUUUUCAUUAAAAUUCCCUUACAUUCCUACUUUCAACCCCUCUUCAGACUUUCCCAUAUGAAAGGCUGACAUGCAACCCCGCCCUCCCCGCCCGCUGCCCGCAUAAAUACAGUUUAGGAACUUCUGAAUAGAUUUGCAACAAAUGUAUUUGGGAAUAUAUUGGAAAUGGUCAUAUGAACAGGAGUUGCAGUUGGUUUAUUUGCAUACCUUUUUGUUUUGGGUGUUCCCAAAUUAAUGGUUUAUGUCCCUGUGAUUUUGGUUUAAGUAGCUUGGCAUUAAUGUUAGGGUGGAUACAACAACACUGUCAUGAAGCUUCCUACAUUGCUUUAUAUAAUGUGGCCACAUUAUCAUAAUAAAUGAACUGAGAUGAGAUGCCAUGAGCCUUGUGUGGUUCUUCUGUCUCAUGUCUUCUUCAGUAUUGCUGUAAGGAGAAGUCUAGAAGCGUUUGUUUCUGUUUCUGUUUAACCACAGUUUGUCCUUUAAUUUGCAAAUCAACUAACUGUGGUUGAUGUAAAUGAAUCUGAAACAUCAUAAUGUUGUUUGAGGCAAGCCAAUCUGGAACCAUGGUUUACCAUGACAUCCAAAUGUAGCCAGUGUUGCCUCUAUUUGAAUUACCCAUCCAACAACAUAAACCAGGACUGCACACCGUAAAAUGUAACACUUUCUUAUUGUCAAGGCCAAUGAAAAAGGAAUAAUGUACAUCAAUUGGUCACAGUGUGGAGAUUUAUUUAAAUUGUUAUCUGUGGUAGCUGUCUGCAGUUCAAUUCAUAUUAUAUCUAAUAAGCUCACAAAUUUGUGUUCUGAACAAGGCGGUUAUGAGUUUUGGCAACAUAAUUAGAAAAUUGUUGAAUGGUUUCAUUCAAUGACAGGAGUAGGGUUUGAGAUGUGUGCCAAAGUGAUCUCACUUUAGCAAAACCAUUUAAGGUGUAUUUGCCCUGAUUUCCAAACCAUGUUUGGGCAAAUAUUGGAAAGGAGUCUCAACCAAACCCUUUUUCUUUGUCACUUCUGAAUUACUACCAUGCAGUGAGGAUAUGGACAAAAUGCAAGCUUUGCAGCUCGUAAUGAAGAAAUUGAAACUUGUGAGAGGAAAGUAUCAGAUUUCUGUGCUAAUGCCUCCAGAUCAAAGUGCACUGAAAGGGACAACAAAUGCUGACAAUACUACUUACUAUGCUAUUCUUCUUUUACACAGUAAGCCAGUCUGAUUGUUACGUGACCCUCUGGUUACCUACUUCUUCAUGUGAAAAAGUGCGGACCAAAACUGUUAAUAAUAGCAAGAACCCCGUUUGGAAUGAAACGUUUUAUUAUAGGAUUCAAAACCAAGUCAAGGUGAGAAAUUGAGCUAUUCCCCUUUCAGUUGUGCACUGUUCUGAGCUGGCUUUUUCAACAAGAUAAUACCAUCACAUGUGCAUUCUUCUCCUGCUCCUAAUACGGUGGUACCUUGGUUUAAGAACAGCUUAGUUUAUGAACAACUUGGAUUAAGAACGCUGCAAGGUGAUGUUUUGGUUUGUGAACUUUGCCUUGGAAGCAGAACAUGUUUCACUUCCUGUUGAGUGUGUUCCAUUUGUAAAUUGAGUCCCUCACUGCUAUGGGAAAGCACACCUUGGUUUAAGAAUGCUUUGGUUUAAGAACGGACUUCCGGAACGGGUUAAGUUCGUAAACCAAGGUACCACUGUAUACACGAUCCUUUGCCUGUUUUUGAUUGCAAGACAUCUGCAUAUGUGUGGAUGGGUAGUAUCCAUCAGCAGGGCAGUGCAAGCAAGGCUGUGCAAGCAGCCUCCAAUUGGCUCUGUUGCCCAGUCUGCACCAUCCUGAGCUCCUGGUUGUCUUGCCACCCCUCCCCUUUGGUACUGGCAGCAGGCCAUGACAUUGGGAAGAUGGGAGAGCAAUGCAGCCCCGCCCAUGGCACCCCACUGACUGCUAUUGUGUUUGUGCAAGGCAUCACUGGAGGGGGAGGGGCAAGGUAUGGGGAACUCAGCACUGUGCAGAUACAGGGAAUCCAAUCCUCCUCCCUCAUGGCAGGCUGCCAGUAAUGGAAAAAAACAAGAAGGUAUUUUAUUCAAUAUUCACAGAGAUGUAGGACGUUGCCUCUUAGAUAAUGGCAUUGCUUUGAAUAAAAUCCCCAUCCCCUCCAUCUCUCCUAUUAUAUGUCAUCCCUUCGUCGGCUGAUCUGUGCUUUCUGCCUCUGAGCUUUCUGUUCUCCUACUUUCCAUGCCCGCCAGGUCCUGGGAGAGGGGGGAUCUGGAAUGCUUUCUAAAGAUACUGAGUCUGUCAGCUAUCUCUCCCCUGGUGGUGCUUCUUCUUCUUCUUCUUCUUCCUGCUUCUCUCCCAAUAUUUCUCAGCUUCUCCCCUCUGCAACCUCUGAACUAUGACCUUCAGCAAACCACUCUUGUAAGAGUGAAUCUAUAUUGUUUCCCUCUUCUCCUGGAAGUGCACCAUUCCUCCGAUGUCCAGUCCCUGACAAUAAUGGUUAAGUGUGUCAGAUUGGCUGUGCUGCGCUGCACAGCACCGAGCACUCUCUCCCCUUGCCCCUGUUCCUCCAGUAAUCUCCAGUCAUGUGCUGUGUUCAAAAGCCAGGGAAGCAAUGAAGUCUCAUCUACGUUGCCAUACAACUGGACAAUGCUGCCCAUAACGCUUCUUCCUUGCCUAAAUGGAGGAUGGAAUUUGUGGAGAAACUAGAGUACAUAUUGCAUUUAUUGGUUUGUCCACUGUUGGCUCGGACACUGCCCGUCACUAGUGUGUGACCUUUGGAAGGUUGCCCAGAAGUGAAUGACACCCUGAGAGUGGAAAAAGGUUUCCUACUCCAGACUUAGAAGACGAUUCCAAGUACCUCACUGCUCUUAUGGUUGGCAUCUGUCUUGGGAGACAACGGAAAACUGUAGCUUUGGGGUGAAGUCCUACCAUUGUAGUUAUAGUGCCUGAUGUGGCUGUACAGAACGAUAUGGGAGAGACAUUGUUUUUUUGCAGGUGGGGCAGAUGAAGGCUGCUUUUAUAGACACAGAUUAUAUCCUGCAUCUAAUAUAUUUAACUGAUUCUCACAGAAUUUGUUAGAGAUGUCUGUCUUUGACGAAGAUCUUUUCACUCCAGAUGAGCUCCUCUUCACUAUAUCCUUUGAUGUUGCUCGGCUUCCACUUGGUGAAAGAGUUCUCAUGUAUUUUAAGUCUGAACCACAGGUGAGAUCUGAACACCAAGGUGGCUUGUAAGAACAAGUUUCUGUUGUGAAUUUGUGGGCACUAGACCUCUAUAAUGUUUUACUAUGUGUUUUCUAAAUGUGUUGUAAGCUGCUCAGAGUGGAUGGGGAAACACAGCCAGAUGGGUGGAGUAUAAAUAUUAUCGCCACCGCCACCACCAUUAUGUCCAGAUGAAGCUAGUGUUCGAUUUUAAUCAAUGCUUGGAGUAUUAAGACUUUGUGCUAGACUGUGUGUAUUUAGCCAGACCCAUGUGUAUUAGGCUGUGUGCUAGACACUUUUACUCUGCUGGAAUCAGCAAGAAUUAAAAGCUAAUUAAGCUAGGCUAAUAUUUCUGUGUUGAGGUGAUAAGCUUGGGUGAUGAGCCAUUAAGAAGAACAAAGGAUCAAGGGAUUCUAUGUGAGGCGACAAAUCUCAGUAUAGCCAAUAUUGAGCUGGAUGAGCCAAUGGUCUGACUCGCUAUAAGGCAGCACCCUAUGUUCCUAUGUGUGUCCCUCAGCAACUCUGCAAUGUGAUAAUUUUAAUUUCAGAAAGAAAGGAUUUGUGUACAACCAUUUCUUCUUUUUCCUUUUCUUUCUUCUUGGAAAUAGAAACAAGAAGAGCUGGAAAUUGAAUUUUUGGUGGAACCUGCGUAAGUAUGUCAAACGCUUAAAUUUUCUACAUUGCUUUCACUUUUAAAAUAACAUAAAAAUAAAAUGUGCAUUUAUUUCAAAUAAAUAAAUAUAAUUAUCAGGUGCAGAAUUAAGGCAAAGGUAAAUUAAUAAUGAGGAUCAGAAUUCCUGACCUUAGUAUACAAAGAUACAGGCAGUUAUAGAGCCGAAAGAGAGCUACACAAACUCAGAAUGUAGCCAGACUUAAUUUUUGAAUCUGAAAUUUUGUUUUUUCUGCUGCAUUUCAGUGUUCCCCAUUUUGAUUUUAAAUUUUGUUUGGAUUCCAAAGACAAUAAAUAAAUUUUGUUGAGAAAUGUUAGGACAAAAGUGUUCUGUGUAUUAACUCAAAAGCAUACUAUAGAACAACCUUACUGAAGUUAAGAAGCAGGAAGAAUAUCUGCUGUAAAGAUGAAUGUGCUACCUAAAAUGUUGUUUUUAUUUCAAACAAUCCCAGUUAACAGUGAGGUGGGACAAUUCAAAGAUUGGCAAAAAACAUUAUUGAAGUUUAACACGGGGGGGGGGGGACACCAAGAAUUAAAUAUAAACGACUUACAGAUGAAGGAAAGAGGUGGAUUCUCGCUGCCAGAUUUGAAAUUAUACUACGAGGCAUCCUGCCUCUGCUGGCUGAGGGACUGGAUAUUAUUGGAGAACACAGAUUUAUUAGAUCUAGAAGAAUAUGAUAAUUGAAGUUAAGAAGGUUUGAGUCUGGUCAGCAUUACCUGAGAAUCUGAUACAUGUCCCCUUGAGUUGUGUGAUGGAAGAAAGGUGGGAUAUAAAUGUAUACAAUGCUGCUGAAUUAGUUGGAUAAAAAUGGAAAAUUUGGUGAGCAAACUGAGCAAAACUGUUUGGUUGAAAACAUAGUUAUCGCUAGUAGGUUUCAGCAUUACUCACAACAUUAUUAUUACCAACAUGAAUAUUGCUUGCAAAUGUUCCCUUCGUUCCCACCCCCCACUCUUUCUCACACGGGGAAGGAUGCCUCACUUCCAUCUCCUAUAAACAGAUGGUUGGUGCUGAUCUCUUGCUUGAAGGAUACUGGACCCAAAUGACCUUUUCUCUCCCUCCCAAAGAGGUGAUCAGCACCGACCAUCAGAUUGGUUAAGAAUUAUCUGUGCAGGCACAAAGCCAGAAUUCACUUGAUCUGGGCAAUUUUACCCUUUAAGAAUUCCAUGAUUAAUAAAAAUAGAUUUCUAAGACAUCAAACCUCCAGAAAAGUUAUAAUUGACUGUCAUUGACUUUAUGUGACAUGGAGCCAUAUGGGAAGGGCUUGAUCCUGUCAAAUGUAAGGAGCCUGGAUGGGAAGCAGCACAAGUAUUGGCCAUCCACCUCUGCUGUAUGGUUUUGGUGUUCAUGCCUACAUUUACCAGACUAGUGUAUGCUGGAGCCCUCAAGAAGCAGCAACCAUAUUGCAACUUAAAAGUAAGAAUUGGGCUACAAUUUAGGUUCAUGGAAGCUAAAGCAGUGUUAAAACUCUAGGGUAAAUGGAUCUGUUGCAUUUUCUUUGAAGGGAGCCCAUUAUUUAGGAUCAGACUGGAAAGAAACUUUUGUUUGCCCUGUACCUAUACUCUUAUAUUUGUUUCCUAGGCCUGGCCCACCUGAAACCAUCAUAACAAAUGGCGUCCUAGUGGUAAUUUUUUAUUUCUGCAAUUUAUCAAUGCUGAUAAUACCUGUGUGAUCUAAGAAACUAUUGGUCCUAGCUCAACCGCUGAGAGUGCUCUGCUACAUCAGACUCAAAUGUGUUAAAUUUUACUAUCUAAAAAUGGAGCUGAAGCUUUCAGUAAAAAAGAUCUCUCUUCUCUCUUUGGCGAUCACUCGUAGCCGAGUAAGAUUGUCUUCCAUAAACAGAGUUUUAACAAUGAGUCCGUAAGUGACUGUGGAGGCCAAUUCUGGACCCACACGUCCUUCCACAGUGGGGACAUUGGUUAUGACGAGCGCCGACGACUGCUGGACAGAUCACCGGAUAAUACGCUCCACGAUGGCUAUCAAGAUUAUACCUCAACGCAGGCUGCAAGGAAGGAAACCAAGGCACAAAAUCAACACUCAAGCCCUUCAAGAUCCUAUUAAGCGGGAUUGCUUCUAAACAACUCUUAAGGACCACCUGCUCCUAGUAAAAAAGAUGGGGGGGGGUACAAAAUUCCAGAAAUCUGAAUAGCAAAUAUAAGAACUCUGCAACACAAUAACUAAAGCAGAUAAAUCUAUAAACAUACCAUAAGUCAAAAUAACAUUUCCACAACAUAUGGAGAACCAUACAAUAAUAUAGAUAUAAUGAAACCCUCUCUAUACAGUACAUGGGUUGUGCUUAUGCUUCUUCAGUGCUGCUCUUUAGAUAACUAAAAUGCUAAUAUAUGAUCUUCCUAAUGUUCAUCAGUCAGAUUUUCUGGAAUGCCAAUGCCAAACACAUUUCAUCUUGCCAGCCUUCUUUAGUAGACUAUUUUCUUAUGCAACGUCUUCUAAGAGUUCAGCCAAUUGAUAUCCAAAUAUUGUUUGAGACAGGGUUAAAAGCCAACAUCUUCAGUAAGUACAGGUUUGAAAAAAAUUACAAUGAUCAGUGUAAAAUUAUAAUGCCCAAUAGUAAGUGAAGGUUCCUAUACUGGCUUUUAACUGUACUCAAACAAGAGUGAUAUUUGGAUAUAAAUUAGCUGAACCUCAAGUAUAACAUGCAGUGUAACAAAAACUGCCAAUUCCAGCUGAUCCCUGUUAAUUUUGUUUGUUGCUCAUCUCUGCUGCAGUGUCGUGAGGUUUGCGAAUUGAAAGCAGAGGUGGACCAGAAGAAGCCCCGUAAAUCAAGUGAGUUUAUUUGUGUUGUGGUAAAGGAGGGGGAUUUAUUAACCUCUGAUACUGAUAUACAGACUAAACCAGACCCAAUGCAAGCAAGUCUAGCAAAUUCUGCUUUCCUCAAUCACUUCACCACCAUGGAAGUGCUUUCUGAAAGCUGAGAAACACAAGAAGAAGGUAAUAGACACUACUUGAAAAAACUGUGAUCUUUCAUUGGAGGGCAAUGCUACAUUUCCACAGCAAUAAAAAAGUGGGGCGGGGGGAGGAUGUUGUAAUUCAGACUGAAUGGCUGCUAUAGUAUUACAAGCUAGAGUAGACCAAUCAUUUUCCUUUGCAUGGCGAGUUCCCGCCCCCCACCAAGGAUAAAUAAAGACACCAGACACCAGAAUUUAAGGUAAAAUGGGCAAAUUAGGCCACAACUUUAUUGAAUUCAGGAAUGAGAGGCAUUGGCUUAGGCAUUGGUCCUAUCGACUAUCCGGCUCAGCCCAUUUGCUGGAGACAUGGGAAGGGUUAACACCAUAGUGGGGGAGUCUCCUGCUGAGGCACGUCAACUAGGAGCUCCCCCGGGUCACCGCUCAGGGGCGUGCCUUGGGCCACACCUCCAUAGUCUUCGGACAGGGCCACGCCCCCCGGAGUCCUUUACCGGACCACCCUUCAUUCUCUGGGGGGAGGUGAUGGCGUUCCUCCCCACACACACAUCCUCUUAACCCCUUCUUACCAAUGCCUAACCGCCAAUGCCGAGGAGUUGUGACGAGUUGCUACGAGGUAGGCGAAAACCAAAUGGCUGCAAAUUGCCAAUUGGGAAAAAUUCCUACCAUGCCCCUUGUGGCGACAGACCGAAGUCCAUAGCAAAGUCAGAAACCUACCUACCUAAAGGGAGGGAGGGUGGGAAAACGUGGGGGCUAGCCAGCGAAAGAGGGCGAGCCCCAGCCGCGCCGGCCCGAAAUAGGGCAGGCCAUGCCCCCCCAGCCACCCGAUUGGCUGGCUGGGUGGACGACGCGGCCGGGAUUCCCCUGCUCUCGCGGGGGCUGAAACCAGCCCCCGCUCAUGUGGGGUGGGCGUGAAGCCCGCAACCCCACCUCUUGGGCAGGCCGGAAGUGGCUUUACCCUAUUGACUUUUGCCUGAAAAUCCAGCUUAUCAAACUGUCCCAGGUUUCAGAUUUCAAAACAGCAAUUCAGCCUGCUAGGCAUAUUUAGCAGGCCUGGGACACCUACUAGACAGUAAGGAGGAGCUGAGGGAAAAGUGGGGCAAAGUCACCUGAGAAGGGCAGUUAAACCACUGCUCACUCAGUAGUGGGUACAGCCCAUCUUUAUGAGCACAUUACAAUAUUCUAGCCUCUUUGUGGGCAUUUCACUAACAUUCUAGAGGAGAAAAAAUGAGGACAGCAUUGUCAGUGCAACCCUCACGGUGAGGGUUGCAAAAGUACCUUUACGCACACAAGUGCCAAAGCAUCUGGGAAGUUGUCCUUGCUUUAUGAGGUACUUUCCAGUCAUUAUGGUGUUGAUCCUAUCAUUACUGACCAUUAUCUUGCAAGCUGAGAGCCAAUCAGGUCAGUGAAUUAUUGCUGUUCCAAAAUGGAGGUGUACUAAAGAUGGGAUACUGUGACUUAAAGGAGGCUGUCCAGAUCCUGGCUGUGUUGUGGGGAGGGGAUGAGCAGAAUGUUUUUGCUAUGCCAAACAGGAGUGUGAAGUGGAGGGUGGAUAUAAGAAGAGGGUAAUAAGAGUCUGCUGAAUUGGGCCAGUGGCUCUUCCAGUACAGCAACCUGUUCUCACAGUGGUCAACUAGCUGCCAAUGAUAAGCCUGCAAGCAGGACCUGAGUGCGUCAGCACUCUCUGUUUCUGCAGUUUCCAUUAACUGGUAUUCAGAAGCAUGCUUCCUUCAACUGUGGAGGUAGAACAUAGCCCUCAGGUAUGUGCCCUGCCUUUUUCCUGCCCCCUUCUUCAACUACUGAUCUACCUGAAUUCCAUCUGCUUGGACAAAAACAAUAGACAAAAGCAAAUCUCAAGGAGGCUUGCAGUAUUAUAAUUUUCUUUUCUGUUUUGGUUGUCAGUAGAACACCUAAUCCAUGCAAGUGUUUAAGAACACCAUGACUGAAAUUAGUUUUCCAGCAUAAUAUCUGGUAAUACCAUGGUAGCCCUGAAGACAGAUGCACAUUGUCAGAUCCAUUUAAAGCAGGGAUGGGGAACUGGGGCCCUUCCAGUGUUGUUGGACUCCAACUCUCCUCAGCCCAAGCCAGCAUGGCUAAUGGCCAGGGAUAAUGGGAGAUCCAAUAGCAUCUGGAGGGCCACAGGUUACCCAUCCUUGAUUUAAUGGCUAAUCCUAGUCCACAUGUUGGAGAACUUUGCAGUGUACUUUCCUCAAAAUGGUAAUGUUUACACUAAUGCGCUGAGUGGUUUGAGAGCUGAUCCUUUCCCUUUCCCAAGUGGUUUCUUUUAAAAUUAAUUGUGUUCAUCCAAAAUUGUUCAUUAUGGAAACAAAUGCAAUGGCAGGUUUCUCUUCAUGCUUUGUCCCCUGUCUUUAGAGAAAGACCUUGCGCUUUCAGUGAAAGGUUCCUGCGAAGGCACUCACUGUUUUAAGAUGGGUUCGGAUGCUCUCAUUAUACCGCCAUGCCCCACUACAUUCCACUAUGUCAAGUACAAGGAUCCGGCAAUGGACAUUAUGCUACCAAAGAAGAGACACUAUAAUCCUGUAAGUCAACUGACUUUGAAACCAUAAACGUUUCCCUUCAGAAGAAAACAGUACAAGGCUUUUCUGACUGGGAUGAUCAGUUGGGAUUCAGCUAAAUUGUUGCAUGCACAGAAAAAGGUCUGCUGGCACUACGGGACAUUUCCUCCUUGCCUCCCUCCUCUGCCCCCCCACGCCCUAAAUCUGCUCUGGAUUGUGAGGAACCAAAGAAUAGGUUUGGGGGAUACAGGAGGAGAGGUGAGGAAGUCAUGUUGUGCUACUGGACCCCAUUCCGUGUGCAUACCCUAUUUAGAGCUGCAUUUAGUUUCACCCAAUAUUUCUCCUUUUCCUCAGAUUACCUGUUCUUAUAGCACCAAAACCAAUGUUCUACCUGUCAUGUUGAAUUCCCUGCCCAUGGGAGAGAAAGUACCAAUAGUGGAGGUGAGUGCCAUUUUUCAGUAGUAGCAUUCUGAAAGUGUUAAACCAGUAGCUAAUAAUUCCUAGACUGAGUUGAUAUGGAAACAACUAUGGUGGAAAACAAUUCUACCUGCCUCCCCAGAACUUGAGGAUUCUGGAAAGCACUUUAUAGGUUCCUAUUGUAGAGGCAACUUUUUCUUCUUGAAGCAAACUUGCUUCUGUCCACUCUAAAUCCUAGGGAAUCCCAUGGGAAUGGCAUAAGACAUUCUGGGCGCUUCCAUUGUUCUACCUUGUGGAAUGUAUGAACGAACGAACUCCGAAGUAUUAAAAUGUAGGGUCUUCUGAACUUGCCAUCCCCUUUAAGUCCCUUUUAAUAGUAACUUUUAUAAGACUUGGUUCAUACCAGGGCUGAGUCCAAAGAUUAAUGCUUCAGAUUACAAACUAACUGGGGCCCAGAGGCUAGGUAUAGUUUCAAUAGUGGUCUUUGUGAUAAGGAGGAACCAUGGAGAUGCCCUCUGGACUGUGUAGCUGCAUUGCUGCAGCUUAACUGCUUAAGGCAGAGCUGCAGUAAGAUGGCAGAUGACAUCCACCUUUCUGUACAGCAACAAGUUUCAAGAACUUUUUGUCAUCAAGCGCUCUGCCUGUUUUCUCCUUUGAGCUUUGACACAAGAACUUUCUGGAUUAUUUUUAUUUUAGGAAAAGCUAACAACCUCCAAUUUUUUUUAAAGUGUACAAGUCUCAGCUAUCGCAACAGGGGUGCUGUUACAUUGAAAUGGGUGGGGGCAAUCGCAAUCCACAGCUGCAAAUAAACCUACCCUGGGCAAUCUCUUACACAGAGGUCCCCACACUCCCUUACAUAGUUGGAAUAUAUAAGGAGGAGAAGCUGAGAAUUAUGAGAUGGAUUGAAAAGCAAAUUGGGAUAGAGGGCAUCAGUUACAUCACAAAACAAAAUACAACCUGGAAUUCCUCCUUCCCAAGAGAAAAUGAUGUGUGCACAUACACUUUUUUGUCUAGGUAACAAAAAUUAAAAUCUAUACAAGGAAACCAUGGGGCCAGAGUUUUUUUAAACAAACAAACAAACCACAACAACUGGGAUAUUAACUCUGUAUGUGUCACAUUUGCAAGGCAGCAAAAAGUAAGCACGCACUCUCUUGGGAAGGGGCAGGGGCACGCAAAAUUGUUUCUCCAUCCCAUGUGAAUAUAUUGAUUAAGUCUCUGAGUAAAUGUAAGUGAUUUCACAAGUGCAUUUUAACAUUAACCAGCAGCAAACAGUAUUGUGGUGCGCUGCAAGUAGUAAAUGCCACAGGUAUGUAUGGUCCCACUGACCUAAAGCCAUACCUUGCUCCCCAUAGGGAAGCACAUCUAAGCCAUAUUCAUGCAAAAUUGGCUGCAAGUUGUGGGCUGAAAUUGACCUGAAGCCGCAUCGUGUCCCCUUCCCAGUGUGAGGCAGGAAAAAGAGAGCAGCUUACAUAUUCAGGUUGAAAAAAUAAAGCCGUUUCUAGUCAGUUUUGCAUGUGUGCGUUCACCCCAUUUCUCCAUCAAUUUGUGGUUUGUUUGUUGUUGUUGUUUAAAAAAACUGUACUAAAAUCCAAAUUUAAAUAUGUAUUUAUUUCAAUGUAUGAAUUUCUAAAUAUAUUGUAUCCAAAAAUGCACACUUUAACAUGUGUGUGUUUGUUUGUGUGUGUGUGUGUGUGUGUGUGUGUGUAAAGGUAAAGGUGCCCCUGACCGCUGGGCCAGUUGCGGACCACUCUGGGGUUGGGCGCUCAUCUCGCUCUAUAGGCCAAGGGAGCUGGUAUUUGUCCGCAGACAUGUGGCCAGUGUGUGUGUGUGUGUGUGUGUGUGUGUGUGUGUGUGUGUGUGUCUGAGAACCAUAAUUAUGAGGAUUGAGAAUAAUUAUGUUCUGAUCUUCGCAUUAGUCUAGGAGGUGCAGAUCAAGUUCAUUCACAGUAGAGUUCUCAGAAAUUCAGUUCCUUAAGCAAUCUGUGGCCACUAUGUGGAGUCAUUUUCCAGAGUUUUUUCUUCCUGUGAGGAAUACCAUAUUAUCUUAUGGUAGCCUGUUUAUGUGAAGUGGCUCACCACAUAAUCAGGACAGCUUUCUCCACAACAGUGUAAACAUCUCAAAAAAAAAAAAAAAGUAUUGCCAGUGCUGAAGUAAUAUUUAAUCACAACUUCAGUCAACUUCUGUGUGUGAGAGAGAGGGUGGGGUUUUUACAUCUAGUCCUUCACUUCAGACAAUUGGAAUGAGAGUUGUUGUUGUUGUUGUUGUUUAGUCAUUUAGCUGUGUAGUAAUAUUAAAUUAUGAUUGCCCUAUGUGACAUUUACUUCCUGCUUUUCAGAAGAAAAAGUACAAUUUGCACGUGCAAGUAGAUGACUGGUAAGUAUCCUUAAUGAUUAAUUUUUUUGUAGUGACAAUAUGAAAUAAGUUGCCUCUCAUAAUUUUGUAUGCUCUUAUGUGGUUUUCCCCCCAAUCAAUCAAUCAAUCAAUCAUUUAUUGCAUUUGACUAAAAGCCAUUACAAAUCCAGUUACAAGUGGUUUUUUGAGGGGGGAAAGGUAUUUAAACACCACAUUUGAUCUAUGACAGUUGCCAGAACAUGAUUAGAACAUUGUAUUCUGUUAAGUUGUGCGCGAACAUAUCAGACGACGCAGCGAUUCUUCCAAAGCAGCUCUUUAUUUGUAAGCUGGAACAGAACUGAUCUGAGGAGCUCAGUCAGCCUGCUUAUAUAGAGCUCCAGAACAAUGUAACUGUUGCCAUUUUCUAAAACUAUCCAAUCACUGAACGUCACUUUCGAUCCUUCAUUUGCAUAACUAUCUACAGUAUCCCCCCACUGGCCCAGGGUGAGAACUUCAGUACAUAACAUAUUCAUUUUAUUAGCCUGAUAAAGGGAAUCCAGGGAAUAUAACAUGCAACACAGGGUAAUGUUUCAGAGCAAUCCUAACACCCCACUUCCUGCCAAGUAAAUAAUGCUGUCAUUUUAAGAUUUGUUUAGAAUGGCAUCUGCCAUACUUGUGUCUAUUAUCUUUGACUGAAGCUGUGGUUUUACUGUGAAACUGCAGUUUUAACGGCAAGCUACCUUGUUUAUUUAUUUAUUAAAUUUAUAUACCCUCCUACCCCAAAAGAUUUCAGGGCAGUUCACAGAAUAAAAUACAAAACAAAACAAAAAUAAAACAAAAGUAAAUCAUGUGUGAUGUGCAGUCAUCAGAAAAUAAAAAUAUUCUUAUAAAUUUUAAAAGUUAUAUAAACAAUAAAACAGUAUUCUAAAAAACCUUUCUGGGCAUUCAGUAUGAUAUUGUGUGAAAUAGCCUCAACACACAUUAGGCUAUGUGUCUAUCUAUGCCAAAUAAACUCAAAUAACCCAAUUUUAUUAAUAACGUGGACAGCAAACAACUUACAAAAGCAGGUGAUCAAAUACUUAGCUGUAUAGAAGUUUGACUAUGAGCAAGAUAAAAUAAAUGUUAUGGAAUGGCAGUAAACAAAGCUAAGUGGGGGCUCCUUCCCCCCUCCACCUUCUGCUGAAAUUGGCCUAAACAGGAUUAGGAUUCAGCAUUAAUGCCUGAUAAAAAUACUAAGGUUUAAUCAGUUUCUCAACAAUGUGAAAAGUGGACCAGUUUUAAAUAUGGAGACCAGGGGCCAAUCUAUCAAAUAACACAAUGCGCAGUUGGGGCAGGACAAUAACUGAAUUGUCUAUGGUUAUUUCCCAUAAUAUGAUGCUGAAUGAUCCCAAGCAGUAAUCUAUUCUGUUAUAUUUCUGCUUGAUAAAAUCCUAAGAUUUCUCAUAUAUUUGGAUAAGAUAUCUAUAUAUAAUGCCUGUGUAUGUUCUAGUCAUUGUUCCUGCCCAGCAGACCUCGAUGUGCGCUUGGGAUAUGACAUAUGCUCACAGGAAGAAGAGUUCUUACACAAACGGAGGAGACAUGUUGCUCAGGCUCUGAAGCAGGUUCUCCAACUAAAUUAUGACUUGCAAGAUCAUGAGGUAUGUGAAAUGGGAUGCUGAUUUAUGCUAAGGGUGAAUUUAUUAUCUUGUGGAAUUUAUUAUCUUGCCACAUUCCACCUUUGUAAUUGUGAGACCAUUGUAUUUUAUGUUCUUCUUCUUCUUUGGCGAUCACUCGUAGCCGAGUAACAUUGUCUUCCAUAAACACAGUUUUAACAAUGAGUCCAUAAGUGACUGUGGAGGCCAAUUCUGAAUCCACACGUCCUUCCACAGUGGAGACAUUGGUUUCCAGGUGGGAAUUGAUCACGGUGUGGAUUUGCCAAGCGUGCCUUCCUCUUAGCACAUUUCUCCCUUACGUCCUGAGUUUGAAUGUCUUCAAAGCCCAUGACACCUUUGGUAAAGGCUGUUCUCCAAUUGGAGCACUCACUGGCAAGUGUUUCGCAAUUUUUGUCCAGUGCUGGUGUUUUGGUGUACUGGUGCAUUCAUUGUUUCCAGCAGUUGACUGGGAUACAGUGGUACCUCGGGUUAAGUACCGUAUUUUUUGCUCUAUAAGACUCACUUUUUCCCUCCUAAAAAGUAAAGGGAAAUGUGUGUGUGUCGUAUGGAACGAAUGCAGGCUGCGCAGCUAUCCCAGAAGCCAGAACAGCAAGAGGGAUUGCUGCUUUCACUGCGUAGCGAUUCCUCUUGCUGUUCUGGCUUCUGAGAUUCAGAAUAUUUUUUUUCUUGUUUUCCUCCUCCAAAAACUAGGUGCGUCUUGUGGUCUGGUGCGUCAUAUAGAGCGAAAAAUACAGUACUUAAUUCGUUCUGGAGGUCCGUUCUUAACCUGAAACUGUUCUUAAUCUGAAGCACCACUUUAGCUAAUGGGGCCUCCCGCUGCUGCCGCACAGCCAGAGCACGAUUUCUGUUCUUAUCCUGAAGCAAAGUUCUUAGCGGAGUCUGUAACCUGAAGAGUAUGUAACCUGAAGCGUAUGUAACCCGAGGUACCACUGUAUCUCACAAGUAGCUGCCUAUGUUGUAUAAAGCAUCUCUGGCCAUCAUUUCACCACCUUAGAAUUUCCAAAUGGGGUAAUGCCACCCACUGCCAACUGUGAAUGCAAUAUUCUAAUUCUUGGCUUACCGAAUGGUAUGUACUAUGUAUCACUUCCCUAAAAAUGUGUGGGGUUUUAAAUUUUUUUGAAGGGAGAUAAAAGCACAUUAACUAAAUAAAGUGGAUUGGCCACAUUCUACAAUAGCUUAAGCCAGUGAUGUACCGGUAGAUAUUUAAGUCUCCUGGUACCCACACAGCCAAUCAGCCUGUCAUCAGGGUUUAAAAAGCACAAGCUGGUUAUCUAGGUUUGCAAAGUAACACGCAUUGAGCUAUGCAAGUCCCAGCUAUCAGCUGAUCCUCAGGGCUUGAGCUGUGCAAGCCCUAACAAUUGGCAGUUUGCCAGGACUAACACUAGCCAAGACCUGUCAUUAUGGCUUAGGGUAUAAUCCUAAACACGUUUCUCCACUGAGCUAAAAUAGUUACAGAUUUCUUUGUCAAGUAGGCCAACUUUAUUCUUCCAGGGUUUAGCUCUUUUGAAACCCCUUUGUGAUAGUGAAUUAAAUACAGUUCCUAAGGCCAUAAACCUAUGCACAUUUUCCUGAGAGUAAACUCAUUAAACACGGCUUCUGUGGAACCUCCUUCCACAUAAACAUGCAUAGAUAUGCAGCCUUAAAUUGCAACCGUUCAUCUUCUCACCUGUGUAGGUACGCCAUUAAUACAACAACUGUAUUGUAAGCCGCUGUGUUUUAACUUCCGUCCUCCUAAACGUUUCAUCCUGCGGUAGCUGUAUAUUGAUUUCUUAUGCCUGUGUGCCAUACAGGUUCCAGUGGUGGCAGUCAUGACAACAGGAGGUGGGACAAGGUCAUUCACAACAACAUAUGGCUGCAUUAGGGGCCUAAAAAAAUUAAAUCUUCUAGACUGUGUAACGUACAUGUCUGGCUUGUCUGGCACUUCGUGGUAAGUGGAACCGUCAUGUGGAGUCUUUUAAAUCAAUUAGUCUUUUAAAUCAAAUUCCUAUGCCUCACAAAUAACCCAGAGAUGCUUUUUAAAUAAAAGCACACAUUCUACUCAUGUAAAAACGCGCUGAUUCCCGGACCGUCCACGGGCCGGAUUUAGAAGACGAUUGGGCCGGAUCCGGCCUCUGGGCCUUAGUUUGCCUACCCAUGCCUUAUAAUAUCAAAAAAUAUUAUUAUUCAUAAUUAUUAUCAAUAACAGUAUGACUAUUAUUAAUAGCUUAGGUCAUAAAAAGUGUACAUCUUUUUGUUUUGUUUUCCCCCAGGGCCAUGACACACCUGUACAGAGAUGCUUAUUGGUCCCAGAAAGAUCUUGAUGAAAAAAUAAAUGAGGCUAAGAAACAAGUGACCAAGAGCAAGAUGGAGAUGUUUACCAUGGAGCGCAUGAAAUAUUAUUAUCAACAGCUGAGUCAACGGAAACAAGAAGGAUACAAUACAACAUUUAUAGAUCUCUGGGGGCUUGUCAUAGAGUAUUUGAUAAAUGAUGGGGUACAGUAUCAAAUCUUUCUUUUAGUUCUAAACAAUUGUCAAUACCUGCAUUAUAAAAAACGAAGGGCAACAUUGCUAUGAGAAUUCUGGAGGAAACUGCAAAUAGUACAGGGGUACCAGGGGUGGAAUCCAAUGUAACAUCAAUUAAAGCCAGUGUGGUGUAGUGGUUAAGAGCGGUGGACUUGUAAGCUGGUGAACCAGGUUCGAUUCCCUUCUCCUCCACAUGCAGCUGCUGGAUGACCUUGGGCUAGUUGCACCUUGCUGAAGUUUCUCAGCCUUUGAGACUCUUUAAGGUAGUGAUAAAGCGGGAUAUCAAAUCCAAACUCUUCUAAAUGUUCCUUCAUUGCAAGGAGUUCUUCCACAUUCCAAAAUCUGUUCUAGGAGUUCUCCCAACCCUCUGGAGUAGAUCUGGGAAGGGCACACAUGGGGAUUAUUAUUAUUAUUGUGGGGGGGGGGGAUUCCUGUUCUGCAAAUGGAAAUCCUUAUAAUGACAGGACAUGGUAGUUGAAAAUCGCCCCAGAAGACUCUAAUGUGAAAAUAUUAAGGUUAAAUUAUUAGGGUGGCAGGCACUUAAAAUAUCUAUAGUAUGAUCAUUCCAGGGUGGAAUGUCAGUAAUGUAAAUGCUAAAAGGGGGGGGGGUUCAAAUCUAUGUCCCAAGAACCUUAUUAAUGUGACAUGUUUGCAUAUACUCAGGAUUGCUACUGGUGCCCCUGAUCUCCAUAUAUUUCCUGGAAUAUCUCAACAGAAUUUACAAUAAAUGUGCUGAGGUCAGAGUGAGGGGUGUAGCACAGACAUAUAUCCAGGUUUCAUUUCUGAACAAAUUUCAAUAACCUAAGGCUUAUUGUACCAUCACUUCUAUUGGGAUAAAGUGCCUGAUUUAGCCACUCAUGGCCGGGGGUGGUGGUAAUCAGGCAAUAUUAAGAUGUUGGUCUGCAUUAACAGAAGCACGGGGUCCAGCCGUCAAGAAGCAAUCAUCCCACUCUGUUCUGUACUGGUCAGAGCAUCUGGAAUACUGGGCAGCACAUUUUAAGAAAGACUUUGAAAACUGCAGUCCAUUUAGAGGAGGGCAACCAGUAUGAUGAGGAAUCUGGAAUCCAAAUACUGUGAGGAACAGUUUGAAAAAGCUGGGUAUACUUAGCCUGGAGAAGGUUAUGUGGAUAUAGGAUAAUUAAUCACAAAUAUCCUGUCCUGUCGAAGAUGGGACAGGGUUUGUUCCUCUGUUGCUCCAGACAGCAUGACUAGAACUAAAUCUCAGUUGUCCAUCUGCCAAGGAUGCUGCUGUCACAAGAUUCCUACCCAGAGCAGGAAUUGGACUAGAUGAGCUCAGGAUUCCCAUUCAACUUCUAAUAUUUUAUGAUUUAGGUUUAUUUUAGGCAUUGGUUUAAACACUAAGAUGAUUUGCUAGUUGUUACUGCAUGUGUCUGUUCCAUGGCUUUGUAAGUAACGUUUCCCUCCUCCCUUCACAAUUAGAAAGAUUGCCACAGGCUUUCGGACCAGAGGGAAUCUUUGACAGAUGGACAGAAUCCAAUGCCCAUCUAUGUGACCAUCAAUAUUAAGGACAAAUACAGCACUCAAGAUUUCAAAGGUGAGGGGAAAGAGUAAGGAAAUCAAAUAACUUGUUCUGCAUUUGAAGCUCUUUGGAAUCCAUGACAUGUGAAUGACAAAAAUCACAUAUUUUGCAUAUCCUCUAACGGAUAAAAUACUGGUUUUAGGCUGAAACUUGACCCAUAAUAUUUACAAAGCCAUAGCCUAGAAAUUUAGCAUUAUAUCUGGUACCCUAGACUAUGAUAGGGUCAUGGUCGCCUCUUAGUCAAUAUUCCACUAUCUUUUCAGAGCUAAUCAAAUAUUUAAAAUAUUCAAACGUUGGCAUCAAAAUCGGAGGUCAGUUCUUCUAACUGCUUAGCAUUUUAUUUUUAACAUUUAAUCUGAAUUCAAGUUUCCUAUACAUGUGCAAAUAUAUACACUUGCAUGUGGUAUAUCUGUGAGAAGAACAUAGCUCCCUUUUAUACUUGUAAAAAGGCUCAUUUGGUCUGAGAUGGAAAUAGGUGGGUCAAACCUUCUGUUUGUUUUGUGUGAUACUGUGGGCAGCUGAUUGCAGUGAGCGUUUUCGACUGCUUUAUGAGUUUAUACGAUUCUGUGCCAUUUCAUUACAUUUAUGCUGCAGCGAGUAAACAUCUUGGGAAAAUUAGCAGAAAAUAAUACCCGAGAACCAAACUAUUACACAGUUAGGUCCACAAAUCCAAUGGCCCUUGCAAUGCAGCUGUAUACUCAGAAGUCCCAUUGUGUGGCGAUUCCCGCCCCCUCCCAAGAUGGAAUAAAUAAAGACACAGGACACCAGAAUUUAGGUUAAUGGGUGAAAAAUGGCCACAACUUUAUUGAUUACAGGUAAGAGCGGUCUUGGCUUUAGGCAUUGGCCCUAUCAGACUAACCGGUAUAACCGGGAAGGGUUAAGCACCAACAGGGGGAGCCCCCAAGAUGCACAUCCCUUUGCGCUCCCCGAGGGGUUACCGCUCGGGAGCGCGCUUUAGGCCCUAGCCUCCAUAGGUUUCGGACGAGGCGACGCCCCCCGGAGUCCUUUAACGAACUACCCUUCAACAUUUGGGGGAGGUGAUGGUGUUCCUCCCCCCCAUCUCAUUUGCAUAAUAAUACCCCUGCCAAUGCCUAACCGCCCAAACCAAAGGUGUUGUGACGUUUUGCUACGAGGUAGGCGAAAAAACCAAGUGGCUUCCAAAGUAUAGCCAAUUAGCCAAAUGGAAAAACUCCUACCAGGCCCCUUGCGGCGACCAGCCGAAGCCCAUAGCAAAGUCCAGAUGAGAACCUAAAGGGCGGGAGGGUGGGAAACCACAGCUGCUGAAAGAAAAGAAAGGGGCGAGCGUGGGCUGCCCCGACCUUAAAUGCCCCUUACAAGUACCGCCCCCGCCGCCAGCUGAUUGGCUGGCGCAGUGCAUGAUGAAUCUUAAUGACCCCGGGAUUCCCCAAGUCCCGCGGGGCUGCAGCCAGCCCUGCGAGGGUGUGAAUGGAGCGUGAGCCCGCAACCCCCCCCCCUUCGUAUGUCGGGAGUGGCUUUGCGUACAAUGGGGCUUACAUGCAAAUAGGUAUAUAUAGGAGAGCACCUUUAUGAUGUAAUUCUGUGUAAGUUCCUUCAGGUUCAAUGCAUUAAGUAUGUAUAGCAGAUGUAGGGAGCUUUUGGCUCUCCAUAUUUUGCUCACCUCCAACUUCAAGUAUGGCCAAAGGCCAGGGAUGAUGGGAGUUGUAGUUCAGUGACGACUGGAGCACACAUCAUGUUCCCCACACCUGAUGUCUAGGGCUGCAGCCUUAGACUUAGAAUUAGGGGAGUAAAAAAAUUCCAUUCUUAAACUAGCCAGAGUACUAGCCAGUGUUUGCUUAACCACUUAUUCUCACAUAAGGUAAAAGGUAAAGGACACCUGAAUGGUUAAGUCCACUCAAAGGCGACUAUAGGGUUGUGACCCUCAUCUCGCUUUCAGGUCAAGGGAAUCGGCGUUUGUCCACAGACAGUUUUCCAGGUCAUGUGGCCAGCAUGACUAAACCGCUACUGGCACACGGAGGACCGUGAUGAGUGCCAGAGUUCACAGAAACACCAUUUACCUUCCCGCCGCAGUGGUACCUAUUUAUCUACUUGCACUGGCAUGCUUUCAAACUGCUAGGUUGGCAGGAGCUGGGACAGAGUAACGGGAGCUCACCCCGACGCGGGGAUUCGAACCGCCGACCUUCUGGUCAGCAAGCCCAAGACGCUCACUGGUUUAGACCACAGGGCCACCCGCAUCCCACGUAUUCUCACAUAGACUAGCCUCUAUGUGUGAAGCUAUUUGACUGGAAUUUUUGGUUUAAAAGAAGUUCUCUGACAAAUCAUACCUGGUUAAUAAGAAUCAGAAAGAAACCAAGGGGGUAGGUUGUUUUUUUUACCUAGUGUGGGUGCAGCAGCUGUGUGAUGCCCUCUGGGCUCAACAGAGAUCUGUUUCUCUCCUCCUGCUGCACAUACAGACAGAUCAUGCACUUGGGACAACACAGAGAAUGGGAAGCUGGUCUUACAUGACCUGCAGAGGCCCAUUUAGAGCUUAUCCACACUUUCCUUUUGCACCACUCUUUCCAGGCACAAGUCCAUACUUAAAAGCUCCAUGUCCGAGGAAGCAUCAAUUCUAGUUGUCUGCAGAUUGCCGUUUGCUCCACUUGAGCUUUAAAGAGCAGGUUUUUACAAGGCAAAAAAAGGGGGGUUGCUUGAACACAGCGUUCUAAGGUACAGACCAUGCCUUGGAAAAGCGGUGGAAAGUUAAGUGUGUGUAAGCCCUUAGUUUCAUUAUGUUUGAAAGUCACCUUCUCUGCUCUUACAGUAUUUUAUUUCCUCUGAUUGCAGAAUGGAUGGAGUUCACUCCCUAUGAGGUUGGGUUCCUGAAAUACGGAGCAUUUGUGCCUUCAGAAAACUUUGGAAGUGAAUUCUUCAUGGGCCGCAUGAUCAAGAAACUUCCAGAAAGCCGAAUAUGCUAUCUCCAUGGUAAUGUAUUUAACUGCCUUAUGGGAACGUCAAAGUAUUGUGAUAACCUCAUUAGCAGGAGUAGUUACUGUUGUGGCAUCUCUGUUCCCCUUCUGUAGCCAAGGAAAAAGGUUUGAAUAAUAAUAAUAAUAAUAAUAAUAAUAAUAAAAAAUUAUAUCCCGCCCUCCCCAGCCGAAGCCGGGCUCAGGGCGGCUAACAACAAUAAAACAGUACAAAAAUACAACACAACACUCUAAAAUCAUUCAUUAUAAAAUUAAUUCAAAUUAAACCACUGGCAACCAUUGGGCCAGAGCUCCGUGAAGAUUACCGAGGAAGGGAGUCAGGCUGUGCCCUGGCCAAAGGCCUGGUGGAACAGCUCUGUCCUGCAGGCCCUGCGGAAAGAUGUCAAGUCCCGCAGGGCCCUGGUCUCUUGUGACAGAGUGUUCCACCAGAUCGGAGCCACAGCCGAAAAAGCCCUGGCUCUAGUUGAGGCCAGCCUAACCUCUCUGUGGCCUGGGACCUUCAAGAUGUUUUUAUUUGAAGACCGUAAGUUUCUCUGUGGAACAUACCAGGACAGGCGGUCCCGUAGGUACGAGGGUCCUAGGCCGUAUAGGGCUUUAAAGGUUAAAACCAGCACCUUAAACCUGAUCCUGUACUCCACCGGGAGCCAGUGCAGCUGGUAUAGCACCGGGUGAAUGUGAUCUCGCAGCGAAGACCCCGUAGGAGUCUCGCUGCAGCAUUCUGCACCCGCUGGAGUUUCUGGGUCAGUCUCAAGGGCAGCCCCACGUAGAGUGAGUUACAAUAAUCCAGUCUGGAGGUGACCGUCGCGUGGAUCACAGUGGCUAGGUCAGGGUGAGAGAGGUAAGGAGCCAACUGCUUAGCUUGGCGGAAAUGGAAAAAUGCCGCCUUUAUUAUAGCUGCAAUCUGCACCUCCAUGGAAAGGGAGGUGUCGAAGAUUACACCCAAACUCUUAACGGACGGUGCUGGCACUAAUUGUGCCCCCGCAAGAGAUGGGAGUUGCCCACCCAAUCCCAUACCAUCCCGUCCCAGCCACAGGACCUCUGUCUUCGAAGGAUUUAGCUUCAACUGGCUCCCACGUAACCAUCCAGCCACAGCUUCCAAACAUCUGGUCAGUGUGUCUGGGGCCGAGUCAGGAUGGCCAUCCAUCAACAGAUAGAGUUGGGUGUCAUCAGCAUACUGAUGGCAACCCAGCCCCAAACUCCGGACAAGCUGGGCGAGGGGGCGCAUAAAGAUGUUGAAAAGCAUCGGGGAGAAUGUCGCACCCUGAGGUACUCCACACACCAAGGAGUGGCGCGAUGACAAUUCCCCCCCAAGCGCCACCCUCUGUCCCCGACCAGAGAGAAACGAGCGCAGCCAUUGAAGGACUGUGCCCUGGAUCCCCACAUCGGCAAGGCGGUGGUCCAGGAGUUCAUGAUCGACCAUGUCGAAAGCUGCUGACAGAUCUAAAAGAAUCAGCAGCCCCGACCCGCCUUGAUCCAGCUGUCUACGAAGAUCAUCUGCUAGAGCAACCAGAGCCGUCUCGGUCCCAUGACCAGCGCGGAAGCCAGACUGGAAUGGAUCCAGAGCCAAUGUUUCUGUUGGGAUACUGCCAGGGAGACAAAGUCCAUCAUGACUCCACGUCGUCUCCGUUGCAACCCAUCGAUCUCCCAUAGAUACAGUAUCAGCAAUUAGCGACACGAGCUCCAGAAAUAGCUUGCCACAUUCCAGAGCUGAUGCACGCUCUAUCAGCAGAUAAUGCACAGCGAAAGAUGCACGCAGGAGAGCAUUAUUUACAAGUUUAUUCAGCGUUGGUCAGAACAAAGAAAACAUGACUGCCUGCUUCGGUGUCUCAGGCACAGAGAGAGAAACAAAAGCAAAGACACAACAGAAACAUCCUGUGAACAGGAAAUACGCAGGCUGUGACACAAACAUCCUGCUCCCUUUUAAGGUGGAACGGAAAUAUCCUAACAUCCUCCCCCUUUCCGUGUAACCUGUAGUACCUGUGGUUCAACCCAAUUGCAACCUCUGUACAUAAACCUUAAGUUGUUCUCUGUUAACAACCUUAGACAACAGAUCAGCAGGAAUUUCAUUUCCUGGCAUGUAGGACACCUGAAUGAGUCCUUUCUGAAUACUCUCUCUUGCACGAUGUAGCUUAAUCUGCAAGUACUUGGUUCUUUGCUUGCAACUCUCUGAGUUCAGCAAAGCCAAACAGGAUCUAUUGUCUUGAUACACUUGUAUAGGACAUUUCACAGAAACUCUGAUGUCCUUAAACAGUUGCAUCAACCAUUCACAAUCCAUGAGUGAAAAUGACAGAGCAUUGAGUUCUGCUUCACAGGAACUUAGGCUUACUGUCGUCUGCUUCUUGCACAGCCAGUCAAACAGACAGUGGUUGUACAUGUAGCAUACUCCAGAAGUGCUUGUACCAUCCGUGGUGUCACUUCCAAAACUAGCAUCUGCAAAGAUUUCAAGACCUCCAGUCUUCUGACUGGUGAACCUCAGCCUGUAGUGCAAAGUCCCUUUCAAAUAGCAGGCUAUGCGCUUCAGAGCUUUCCAAUCCUGAACAGUAGGAUUGUUAGCAUGUCUGCUAAGCAGGUUAGUGCUUACAGCUAUGUCAGGUCUUGAGCAUCUAGCAAUGAAAUUCAACUUGCCUAGAAUGCAUCUGUACAGCGUAGUGUCAGAAAACGCUUCAGCAGUACUAUCUACCUGGUAACCUGUCACCAUCGGUGUGUCUGCUGGGUUUGCAUCAACCAAAUUCAACCUGGUUAAUACAUCAGCAAUUUUCUGUGUUUGGUGUACCAGAAAAUUACCUGCUUGGUCCCUCUCCACCUGCAGAGAAAGAUAGUUGGAUACCUCACCAAGAUCCUUCAUGUCAAAGUGCUCCUUCAGCUGAGCUAGGGUGCUUUGGUACAAAGCCUGAUUCUUCCAAAACAUCAGAAGAUCAUCAACAAAACAUAAACAAUACAGUUUGUUUUGCCCUUCCUCCUUGACAAACACACAUGGAUCAGCUUUGCCCUGGUGAAAACCUAGAGAAAGCAAUGUCUCAGUGAGUUUUGUGUUCCAACACCUGACACUCUGCUUGAGACCAUAUAAGGAUUUCUGAAGUUUACAGACCAUUCCCUUCUGUAUCUGCAUCCCGUCAGGUGGAAGCAUAUACAGCUCCUCCCCCAAAACCCCAUACAAAAAAGCUGUAUUAAUGUCAUGAUGGGAAACAUGCAGUUUCUCCUCCGCAGCAAUCUUGAGCAUCAGCUGAAUGCUCUCAUACUUGACGGUGGGUGAGUAGGUCUCGUGGUAAUCCUGUCCUGGUACCUGUGAAAAACCUCUGGCAACCAAUCUGGCUUUGUGUCUGACAACCUUGCCAUUCUGGUCUGUCUUGGCCUUGAAGACCCAUUUGCUGCCAACCAGUCUCAUUCCUGGGACUACUGGGACUAGCUCCCAAGUUUGGUUCCUAUUCAAGGAAUCAACUUCAGCCUUCAUGGCAUUAAGCCAAGGUUCAGCAUCUUCAGAGGUUAACUCCUGAACCUCUUUGAAGCUUGAAGGUUCCCACACCUUCUCUGAGCUACUAAGAACAGCAGUUGCCGUCUUAGCAAACUCAUCAGCAAAUCUCUUUGGAGGUCUGCCUUUGGUCGCCCUUUCAGAUCUGCGUACUAGACGCAAGUCUUCUGGACUCAUCUCCUCCUUCUUAGGAGAAAAGUGACCAAUGGUGAACAGUGGUUCUUCCAGUUCAUUGUCAGACGCAUCAGAUGGUCUGACUGAGGCCUUUGCGCUCUUGUAGUCUGCUGUGUCAUCACUGUCGCUGACAUCAGCAGCAGCGCCGCCCACUGAGCUGGAAUCCGAACUCUGAUCAUCAUCAUCAUCAUCCUCAGCUUCCUCAGCAUCAUCUGCUUUUUUCACAUCACCUUCAUCUUCCUCUGGGUAACUCUGGAAAAUUCCCACAUUUUCCCCCCACUUAGGAUUGUACUCAACACUCUUUGUGAACUUAAUGGACUUAGAGUCAGUCAUCCAUACCCUGUAUGCUCCUUUUUCGUACCCCAUGAACAAACCAUGUGCCCCACGCUUCCCAAGCUUGUUGCUCUGUGGGGUGUGUACCCACAUGUCAGAACCAAAGAUUCUCAUGUGCUUGACGUAAGGUUUCUUACCAAACAUCUUCUCAUAGGGAGUACAACCAAUAGGUGAUGACAAUCUGCGAUUAAAAGUGUAAACAAAAGUGGACAGAGCUUCCCCCCAAAACUUCUCAGGGAGAUUGGCAUCAUGCAACAAUGUUUUCAGUCCUUGCAGCAACGUUUGCUUUGCUUGCUCACAAAUCUCCCAUGGAGAUCCAGGACUUGAGAGGCUAUGCUGGAUUCCCUUCUCAGUCAGGAAAGCUUCAAACUGCUGAGAAGUGAACUCAGCCUCUCGAUUAGUAAACAAACAGCCAAUGCGUUUACUGUGAACAUUCUCCAACCAAGCACAGAAUGCCUUGAACCUAGGAAACGCUUGUGAUUUCUGCUCAAGCAUAAACACAUGAAUGUACCUGGAAAAAGAAUAAAUUAGAACCAUGAAGUACCUUGCUCCACCCAAAGAGGGCGCAAGUGGACCAACCAGGUCUGCGUGGACUAGCUGGUAGGGUUUGGAAGCCUGCCUGCUAGACUCCUUGCCUUUUGGAGCAACCUUCACCUUGUUCUCUGCACAAGAUACACAUUUCAUGUGAAACUUACAGGGUUUGAUGUUCAAACCCUGAACCAACUUAGGCAUCUUGGCCAGCGCCUGCCAAGACAUGUGACAAAAUCUUCAAUGUGCUUCAUGAAUGCGUCCUGCAUGAAGAACUUUGUUAGUUUGUGCAACACAACAAGAAUCAACAUUAGACACAGCAACAGCACCAUUGUCAUCAUAAGUUAUACAGAACAAACCAUUAUAAACUUUGCAUGCAAAAUGUCCUCUUUGCCUUUCCUGAUGACACAGAUGCUCCUCUUGAAGGAAAUCUCAAAGCCACACCCAGUCAGCUGUGGGACACUGAGCAAAUUGUCUGCAGCACCUGGAACAUAAAGUACAUCUUUGAUGGUAGUGUGCAGACUUGCCAGUUUCACAAUCCCUUCUCCUGCAAUUCGCAACGUCUUUCCAUCAGCCAGGUGGAUCUCACCAUCUUGAGGUUUGAAGGAGAUAAACAGAUGCUUAUCUUUUGCCAGAUGGCGGGUGCAUCCAGAAUCUACAAUAAAUCUGGCCUUGACCUUUGGAGCAGCUUUUGCAGCAAGCAAAACCUUGUUUUCCACCGGCGUGGGCUUUUGCUGCUUGCCCCCCUGCUCUUGGCCAUCAGACUUGCCUUUAGCCUUUGGUGAAGCUGUGCCAGCAAACAAAGCCUUGUUUUUCCCUGGCUUGGGCUUUCCACCCCCCUCCUGCCUCGGGCCAUCUGCAGGCAUCUGUCUCUGUUUACUUCUGGCCUUCCGGUAUCUGUGAGGAUGAUCUUGGCUCCCAUGAGAAACAGAGCUCUCAGCUGCCGACUCCUUGGCUCCCCCUGGAGGCUGGAAUGCUGCCUGGGAUGACAUCACAGUCAGCUCCCCCUGCAGCUUGCAACCGGUGCCCUCAGCAUCCCUGCAUUCACUCUGCAUUCUGGGAAACAGCCAGGACCUCCGACGGAGUCAAACUCUGGGCUGGGAUGAUUGGCAGAUGACCUACUUUCAAAGCAUUCCACAUCUGACGUGCUGUCGCGUUUCCAGUUAGCAUAGCAAUUUCCUCUAGAGAGACAGACAAGACUAUGGCCUUUGAAUCUUGGGCCCUCCAUCUAUCUGUCAGAGGAACUGGAGGGGCUUCACACACAGUAUGCCACACUCCAAACUGUCGUAGUAAACUCUCACACCACACAGCCCAGGUCUCAUAAUUGUGCCGAUUUAACUUUGGGCACUGAGCAGCUUCAGAAGCUUGUAAAAACUCCAUUCCAGGGUUUUUCUUGAGCCGUGAGCCUUAUUCACUUCAGAGACUUCUUAUCUCGGCAGCUCAUAAAUCUUGAGUUCUGUUUGGCUCGACUCCCAGGCCAAUUAGCCGGCCAGAGUUCAAAGAGACUCUGCCGUGGCAACGAAAAGCCUCACUUUCGCUUUUCCCCCACAUAUCUCUCUCACAGUCUUACUCUCCUGUAAGUGACGUGAAUCUGGGCCCGAAACCUGUUGUUGGGAUACUGCCAGGGAGACAAAGUCCAUCAUGACUCCACGUCGUCUCCGUUGCGACCCAUCGAUCUCCCGUAGAUACAGUAUCAGCAAUUAGUGACACGAGCUCCAGAAAUAGCUUGCCACAUUCCAGAGCUGAUGCACGCUCUAUCAGCAGAUAAUGCACAGUGAAAGAUGCACGCAGGAGAGCAUUAUUUACAAGUUUAUUCAGCGUUGGUCAGAACAAAGAAAACAUGACUGCCUGCUUCGGUGUCUCAGGCACAGAGAGAGAAACAAAAGCAAAGACACAACAGAAACAUCCUGUGAACAGGAAAUACGCAGGCUGUGACACAAACAUCCUGCUCCCUUUUAUGGUGGAACGGAAAUAUCCUAACAGUUUCAUCCAGAAACCCACCAAGCUGUUCAGCAACCGCUCUCUCAAUCACCUUACCCAGGAAUGGAAGAUUCGAAACCAGGCGGUAAUUGGAUAGAUCUAAAGGAUCUAAUGAUGUUUUCUUUAAGAGCGGGCGCACCACUACCUCCUUCAGUUCCCCUGGGAAUGUCCCUGUGCCAAGGGACAAAUUGAUGAUAUCCCCCAGGAGGGCCCGCACCUCGUCUGGACACGCUCUAAUCAGCCAAGAAUCUGGUCCAUCUUAAAAGAGCAUAUCAAGCUUUAGGGCUACAUCUUCCUGGGGCAUGUUUAAAUGAGUGCUUUUGUCAUGCUGCAUCCUGAGAUAAUAAUAUCAUCAUGCAACUUGGAUCUGCUUGCCCAGCAAAACAUCCAGCAAUGGGGCUCACCCCCAUUUCCUUUUAUGCCACACUGUAUAGGAACAGGUCCAUGUCUGAGCAUUUUCCUUUUUCCUUUUGUCCUGCCACUUUCCCCAGGAAAACCUGCUGUUUACUGCCAAAUUGGAACAAAUGACAAUCCAAGGAAAACACAACUGCUCUUUCUGCUUUACUUUUUGCUUUCUUCUUUACUUUCUGCUUUCUUUACUUUCUGGCAGAAAGAGAAGGACCAACCACAAUGCACCCUCCUUUCUCCCUUGACAGAGAUAACUCAUGGUCAUUCUUUAUAAACUCUGGAGCUUCUUUCCUGCCUUGAAGAGCAUUCAGAGUCAACCCGCUGUCUACUGUUUCCUAGCACCCCCAUGCCCAACAGUGAGCUCAUCUUAAUUUCUGCACAGCUUCAUAUAAAGAGCAGUCUCAAAUUAUGCUGCUCUUUGUAUAUCUUAUCAGACUCAGCAUUCGAGAUUGCAAACCAAAAGCAAGUGCAAACUGAUAUUUGUGUUAGAAUUCCUGCUCCAUGACUGCAGUCAUGGGAUUGUUGUCUAUCACAUGACGGUAUAUGUUUUGACUCCACAGAGUGGGAAGUGACGGAGACAGGAUGUUUGUGUUACUGUGUUCCGUGAAGUGGGACUAUUGUCCCUUGUUCCUUUUAUCUUUGCUGUCUGAUGCUAGAGAGAGAGGGAGCCAUGUUGCAGUGCUCCAUGUGUGUUUAUAUGUAAAUAAAGUAGAUUAGCCAAAAUGCUGAGUUGCUGAGGUCUGUCACGCAAGCUGUGAAGACUCUGUGGAUCCCUAAGUGUGCCGAUGUCUGUUGGCAUCGGUUGCUGUGAUGUUUGGGCUGAAGAAAGCUUUUGAAGUGCCCGCACGAUCGUCCAGGAGGGAGAGAACAUGCCAGUUGGGCAUGUGUCUCUCCCAGGGUCCUACUUGAGUGUAGGACGAGCUCCUGACAAUUUCAUCCAUUGAGAGUGUAGCAGUAAAAGUUGUGACUGUGCUGUAUCCCCCAGCUUGAUUCAUUUGCUCAGUUUAUAGAUGUUAAUCUGCCUGAUGUAUAUCUUCCCGGGCAUUAAAAACAGAAGUUUAGACUAUGUUUUGAGUUAAAUAUGCUCAUAUUCAUGCAUUCAUGGUUGACUGAGAAGAACCAAGCAAGCUGAAAAUAAGAGUCAUUCUCAACUGGUUUGCCUUGAGGUCUUACUUAAAUUUAUUCGUGUGAACUCACUUUUCUUGUUCCCCGUCUCUCUCUCUCUCCCCCCUCGUAGGUAUGUGGAGUAGCAUAUUUUCUUUAAACUUGUUGUAUAUCUGGAACAGAGUUAAUGAUUCAGAGGAAUUCUGGCACAGAUGGACUCAAGACAAGUUAAUAGAUAUUGGUGAGCUUUUCCUCUUCAUGCAUCUGAUUCCUCCAUUUCUCUGCUGUUAAAUUGGUUGACCCAAUAUGCUACUUUAAGAGAUGGAGGUUGGGAGUUAUUUUUCCUUUAAAAACAACAACCAUUGGGUGUCGAUUUGGACGCACAAUUUUCAUUCUCUGUGGGUCUUCUGAAUAAUUUACUGUAAGCACAGUCGGGGUGUGUGUGUGUGUGUGUGCAUCGCAGCAAGCCUUCUUUAAAUGGGUGGAAUAGCGACAUGCCAAAACAUAAGGCAUACUGACGGUGCCUGUCUCUGAUGAGCCACGAUGUAUUUGAUAUAGCAAGACUGGAAAACAAGGAAGCCACUAGCCUCAUAGCUGUAUGCAAUAGCAGCUGGGUACAGUGGGGUGCUGCUACCUCAACUGAUCUCUGGCCAGUCAUGUUGUUGCUGCUUACUGGGAGGUAGGGGGGUGCAGAGAGUUUGGCAUGGUGCUGUGCUGCUGUUAGCGUGUUUGCACUGUGCCAACAUUGCAACUGCCUCCCCUUCUACCUCCAAGUAAGUAGGAGGUCAGGCGAGUAACAUCCUACCAUGCCACCUGUUAAAGGUUGUGUGCCCAUACCUUUGGAUAAAAUGCCUUUCGCUUUUGAUUUGUCUCAGAGGUACAUAGCAUGGUCCACCUCGGAAGACAACUUGACAAUGUAUAGUCUUAAAGGGAGGUUACACGCCAGGUGAAUUGCUGGCAUGGUAUCUGAACUGCCUAACCAUUUUGACACUUCAGCCGAAAAUGUGAAGCCAAAACAAUAUCAAAGCAAUCUGGUUCAAUGCUGUCAGUAGUGAUGAAGGUCGGAGACUGUUAUGCACCUAUAUGGACACAUGUAUGAAGUUACAGUGCUCUGUUAGGAAGCAAAUCUCAUUAAACUCAAUGGGAUUUACUUCCAAGUUAAUACGCUUAGAAUUGGGCCAUACGUUGUCUUUUACAGUGUUCUUGCAGCGGGUUUGCUACUAUAUAGCUGUCCGGUAACUGAGUUGUCUAAGAUUCGGCUUAGCAGCAAAUCAGAGCAUAGUUAGUGACUGCUUAUUUUGUCACCUUUUGUAUCUUGUUGCAGAGGAAGAGCCUUAUUUACCUACAAGGCCAUAUGAAAUAAGGAGCCGUAUGUACGUCCCAGCCGGAGAACUUGCCAAUAAGCUCCGAGGGGCCUUGACUGAUCGCUUUUCUGUUGCCCAAUACCACAAUUUUCUGAAGGGUUUUCAGAUGCAUAACUACUACUUGGAGAAUGAAAAUUUCAAUAGAUGGAAAGGUAAACAGGUUUACAUAGUUGUCUAUUGAAGCCACUGUUCAGUAUUAGAACACUUGCUUUCCAUAAUCAAGCACCUCUGCCUGAGCACAUGGAGAGACACUUCCAGACACAGUUGAUACUGACCGUAUGAAACUAGAUAGCUCUACUGGGUGCCUUCCAUAUGUUUUGGACUACAAUUUCCAUUUUUCCUGACCAUCAUCCAUGCUGGCUGGGGUUGAUGGGAGUUGUAGUCCAGACUUCUCUAGACUCCAGAUGUUUUAGAUUAUACUGACCAAUGACUUAGUGUUUUGUUUUAUUGGUUAUAUUCACAGUGUUCUAUUUUACAGUUUUAUUAUGAUGCCUAUAAAUGGAAUUAUUAUUAAUAAUAACACUCAGAAGGUGGCAAUGUACAAAAUCCAACCUUUCUGGAAUUUGAUAUUCCAAGAAAUUAAUAAAAUAACACUAAAAAAUUGGAAGUCAAACCAGAAUUAGCUUUAUUCAAUAUAUCUCAAGACACCCAUCCAGAUUUACAUAAUAAAGAAUUAAUAAGCCAGUUAUUACAAGCAGCGAGAUGCAACAUAACCAGACACUGGAAUUUCUUUUCUGGCACAACGAUAGACAAUUGGUAUGAACAGUUUGAGAAACAGCUCUUCGUGAGGGAUUAACAAACAAGCUACAGUUGACACCUGGACAGAUCAAGCUUUACCCACAAAUAUUUUGAGAGGUCAAAAGAGGGUAGGUGAAAUUCUAUGGUUCUGAUAGGUUCCAAAGCCCAUAGGACAGGAAACCUGAUUGGACUACAAUUCUCCACCAUUAUGGAAAGCAGACCACACACUCUGCUCUAAGUGAUAUUUGAAUUCUCCUUAAUCCAGUGCAAUUUACUCCUAAGUAAGUGGCAUAUGACUGCAGCCAUAAUGUCAUAGGUAAAAAUGCCGUAUGUAUUUUAAUUUAAUUGGGUUCCAAAUUAGGCAGAAAUAUUCUUUUCUGAUGGCAAAAACUAUAUUUCCUUUCCAGCUACGGUGUUAGACGGAUGCCCAAAUCAACUAACGGAACAUGCAGACUCUAUAGGACUGGUGGACGCUGGAUUUUUCAUCAAUACAAGUUGCCCACCACUUUUAAGGCCAGAGAGGAAAGUUGAUGUCAUUGUACAUCUGAGUUACAGUGCAGGCUCACAAACACUGGUAAUAGGUUUUGUGUUGUUUGUUUGUUUAAGUGAUAUAUUUCAGGUUUAUGUGGACAUAUUGUGACAUAUUGCCCAAGGUCACCUCUCUAAUUAACUGUCUGUAGCCAGAAGGCCACAGAUUCCUCACCUCACUAUAAAUCAGGGGUUCCUCCCAAUGUUGUUGGAAUACAGUGCCCAUCGCCCCUAACCACUGGCCAUGUUGGUUGGAGCAGAUGGAAGUUGGAGUCCAACAUCUGGUGGGUACCAGCCUGGCAACUCCUGCUCUAAAAUAUCUGAAUCUCACCUUGAGCACAUUCUGGUGAGAACUUAUAAAAGACAAUAAUAUAUUUAUUUACCUAUUUAACAAACAAAUAAUACAUACCACUUGAAUGUAAUAAAACUGCUACGAGGUUUAUAAUAGCAUAAAAGAUAUGGCUGAUCACACAUCUACCAACCUGCAGCAGGUUUUUUUCCUUUGAGUUGCAGCAAGUAUAAACAUUACCACAGGGUGUUGUUUUUUUUAAAAAAAAGCCUAAAUGCAAAUUUUAUUCUCCAGUAGGUAGAUAGAUAGAAAACAAUGACUAAUGCAAUGAAAGAAAAUACAUUCUGUUGAUGGAAGUAAAAUCUUAUCAAGGCAAUUCCUGGGAAUUCAUCUCACAUAAAUUUUAGUCUGCUCCUCCUCUUUAAGUCAUUAAUUCCCAAGCUUAGAUAAUAUUCAUUUAUAGGAUCCAUGUGCCAAGGCCCUGUGACCUAGCUGGGGGAAACGAAUAACCACACUGGACAACAGCACAUUGGGUUUUGGGUUUGAAUAAUGCCAAAGCUUCAUUGGUUUCAGCAGUGAAUGGUUUGGCAUAGGCCUUGAGUAAAGCCAUUGCUAUUCCACUCCAGCACAUCUGCUGGAAGUGCAUUUAAGCGUAAACCACAUCUUGGAAGGGGUGCCUAUGACCUACAUCAAAUAGGGGUACCCCCUACCUGGGGUCUCUGUUGGAGGAGUGGUAUGGCCCUAGUUCCCACCUAGGCAUUGGACAGAAACCAUUCCUCCUGGAUCCUUUUGGAUACUCUUUACCAAGGAGGGGCAGGCAGGGGCUACAACCUCACUUCCAUGCAACUUACUCAAUGCCUAACCAUCACCCAAGCUGAAAUCAGCUCACUGCCAAACCACUCACGCCUGCAACCAAUCCCUGAUAGCUUCUACGAUGUCAUUUAGCCAGAUUUUGUUGCCUGCUUUUUUCUUUUAAUGAACCUGAACACCUUAGUAUCAUCAGCAAACCUGGCCACCUCACUGCUCACUCCUAACUCUAGAUGGUUUAUGAACAAGUUAAAAAGCAGGGACUCUGCUUUCUACUUCCCCCAUUCAAGGAACUGUUCAUUAAUUCCUACCUUGUGCUUCCUGGGUAUCUCAGUUUUCCACAUAGAUUUUUUUUAGUGGCAUAUGAUUGCUUUUUAACAUACAUUUCUUGUCCUCUCUUGUUUUAACUUUCAUGUGAAUGAAGCCCCUAGAGCAAGCUUGCAAGUACUAUAUCCAGCAAGGUAUCCCAUUUCCACAUGUUGUCCUUACGGAAGAAGACAAGAAACAUCUAAAGGAAUGCUACUACUUUGAUCAAUCACAUGUCCUUGGUUGUCCAAUCCUGGUUUUCUUCCCAUUAGUGAAUGAUACCUUCCGUUAUUACAAAGCACCUGGUAAGUUACUGACAAUAGCUAAUAAACUCCACCCUAAGUGACAGUUAUCUGCCUAAGAGACCCUAUCUGCCUGCGGACUGCCUUGCCAGAGUGGUGCAUGCUCUGGUUAUCUCCCGCUUGGACUACUGCAAUGCGCUCUACAUGGGGCUACCUUUGAAGGUGACCCGGAAACUACAACUAAUCCAGAACGCGGCAGCCAGACUGGUGACUGGGAGAGGCCGCAGAGACCAUAUAACACUGGUCUUAAAAGACCUACAUUGGCUCCCAGUACGUUUCCGAGCACAAUUCGAAGUGUUGGUGCUGACCUUUAAAGCCCUAAAUGGCCUCGGUCCAGUAUAUCUGAAGGAGCAUCUCCACCCCCAUCGUUCUACCCGGACAUUGAGGUCCAGCACCAGGGGCCUUCUGGCGGUUCCCUCACUGCGAGAAGCAAAGCUACAGGGAACCAGGCAGAGGGCCUUCUCGGUAGUGGCGCCCUCCCUGUGGAAUGCCCUCCCACCAGAUGUCAAAGAGAACAACUAUCAGACUUUUAGAAGACAUCUGAAGGCAGCCCUGUUUAGGGAAGCUUUUAAUGUUUGAUGUAUUACAGUAUUUUAAUUUUGGGGGGGAAACCGCCCAGAGUGGCUGGGGAAGCCCAGCCAGAUGGGUGGGGUAUAAAUAAUAUAUUAUUAUUAUUAUUAUUAUUAUUAUUAUUAUUAUUAUUAUAUCCAGUGCUGUCAGGCAAUACAAUUCCUAGAGGUGGGGAGAUUUUUGCUGGACUUUCCCACUACCGAGAAAUCAAUUAAUUCCUCUGAACUGAAUUGUUACAAUCUGUUGUAAGCCAUUGUGCAAAUCACUUGAUUGAAAGGCAGCGUAUGAAUCUUAAAAAUAAAAUAUUUAAAAUAAAAUACUAAAUCUCUGUGGUAACAACCCUGAAGCUUCAACCUCUGAGUCUUGACUGACUACAACAAGCUCUAAGGCACUGGAAUGGAUCCAGGGUCCAGACUUAGUCAUGCUUAAGAGUAGACCCACUGAAAUCAAUGAUACUUAAGUUAGUCACUAAUGUAAGUCCCACUGAUUGAAAUAAAAGCCCUCUAAGCAUGACUAAGUCUUUUGCUUCUUUUGUUCAUGCUUUAGCAUGGUCAGAAUAAGAUUGUGCCAACAAAUACUAAUCCAGCCUUGAGUGUAUGUUCUUAUAAUUACAAUGAUAUUGUGCGUUAUUUAAUAUACUUUAUUAACUUCAUUAUAUUAUAUACACUCAACUACUUUGAGACCCUCUUAAGUAUAAAGAGAUAUCCAAGCCUGAUAAAUCAAAUCAAAAUAGGGCAUUAAAAUUGUGGUAGAUUUAUUUUUUAUAUAAAAAAACACAAAACCAAAAUUGUAAAUGAACCAUUCUAAGAACGUUCUCAUUGGGUUAACACACAUGUAUGCUUCUGAAAUAAGCCAAAUAUCUAACCAUUAAUAACUCGUCGUUUCUUUAUCCCAGGCGAGAAACGUGAUGGUGAAGCAGAGAUGGCUGCAGGAGAUGUUGAUGUUUCCACCUGGAAGACACCAUACAAUACUUACUGCCUCAGAUACAGCGAUGAAGAUUUCGACAAGCUAGUAAACCUGAGUGAAUACAACAUCUUGAAUAACGAGCACCUGAUUCUGCAGGCUUUGCGUUCUGCUGUAGAACGGAAAAGGCGGCAUUGAUGCAGACAGUAUAGAUUGACUGGGGAGCUUGUGGGGAAGGCAGAAGAUCAAGUAAUGGUUGGCUACAAUUACUGAUUAAUCUGAAGGCUUCAGUGGGAUUUAUUUCAUCUCUCUUAUGAUGACUGUUUCAUAUUUCAGCAGGG